ACAAAGCCUACAGUACAAAGGUAAACUUUGCACCUCUCAUAAUAUAGAACUUAUGGACAGACAAAUGAAGCUGCAUGUUGCAAGAUUCAGGACAGAUGAAAGAAAAUAUUUCCUCACACAGCUUAUAGUUGAACUAUGGACCUCUCUCCCAUGGGAGGCAGUGAUGGCGCACCAACCUAGAUGGCUUUAAAAGAGUAUUAUACAAAUUCAUGAAGGAAAAGGGCUAUUCUUUGCCCACACAGUCAGAGGCAGAUACACUUCUGAAUGCCAGUUGCUAGAAGGUGGAGGGGAGAGCCCUCUUGUACUCAAGUCCACAAAGUUCCCAGGAUAACAAUAAAACACACAGCGAUGAAGUAUUUUGUUUUAUGGGUUCAAAUAGGCCACAACUUUAUUGGUUACAGAUGUGAGCAGUUUGGCGUGGGCAUUGGGGUGAAGCUGGCAAUAUCUUGACUCCUGCCUGUCUGCAAGGAGUCCACUUAAGAGUAAACCCCCCGAUAGGGGGUGCCCUGUGACUUACAUCAAAUAAGGGCACCCCAAGCGGUCCCCGUAGGAGUUUGACGCACAGUGUAAAUUAAUAAUGCAGAGUUUUAAAGAAUAAAAGCUUUACUGAAUUAAAAUAAACUUCUUCAUAAACAACAUGGUUCCAAACAGUUUGACUGAGAUUACAUACUCUGUUCAUAGCUGAAUCAGACAGACUCUGAAAUCUUACAGAGAACACAAAAGAGAAACUGGCUACUAAGUCACAUGUCAGAAUGACUCAACAGUUAGCAGUUAGGCCUGAAUAACUUUAGUAGGCCCAAAUGACUGUGCAGUCCCAGCACUUCCCAGCCUGCUUUGCUGUUUCUGCUCUCAUGUGUCUUUGUCACAUGACAGAGUUGUGACAUGGCCCUAGACCACACCCAGGCUUUGGACAGAAUUCACAGCCCGGAUCCCUUUAAUAGGAUACCCGUACUGAGGAGGGGCAGAUGAAGGCAACAACCUCCCCUCCAACCAAACAAAGGUUUACCCAAUGCCUAACCUCACAAAAGUUGUGACGAUUGUUACUAGGUAGGCAAAAACCCAAUGGCCGGUGCCAAUUUGCCAAGUAUAAAAAAAUCCUACCCGGCCCCAACAAAAUGGUGACCGACAAUUGUCCAUAGCAAGGUCAUAUCUGAGCAAAGCAUGAAAAGAGGGUGGGUGGGGCGAUCUGGUAAUCUGGUUCUUAAGUUCUUAUCAGAGUCUGCACCACCUCAUUGAAAUGAGUUGGGCUGUUUUAACCGAAGAGACAUCUGCCACGUAAGGCAAAGCUUGCAGCUGAGACCAGAAUGGCUGCUCCUAUAUGAAGCUCAGUUGCUGAAGCAACAUUAGAGUUUUGCCCUCUAUACAGGCAGCCUGACCACUUGCCUUGCAUGAGGUCAGUGACUGCAUCAUAAAAGGAUGCUCCUUAAAUCCUGACGCAGCCAAAAGGUGAGUUGGCAGUGUUUUGUGCCAGUGGGAGCUUCUGCGCUGUGUUAUAAAAGGAAGCCCCAGCCAGAAUACAUUCAAUAACCAAUGGCUGCUUGAGGGGGUAUUUAGCAAAGCACAUCCUGAUGCAUGCCCUCAUUUGACAAUGGGUUUUGAUAUGCUUCCUUGUAAUAAUUCUACAUGGUGCCACAGGGUGGUGUUAAUUUAGGACAUUGUGGGGAAUGUAAAUGGAUGAGCACUUAGAGCUCAUUGGAGGAAAGGCCAGGUAUAAGCAUAUAAUUCAGUAAGCAAGGGCCAUUAUCAGAGUUCAAAGACACAUUCCAACCAGGCAAAAGUACUCAGGAUACAAAGCAGAACCCAAGAGGUGUGUGGCCUGGGUAGAGCUCCAAAGACCAGAUGGAGAAGCUUGGAGGGCCACAUUUGGCCCCCCAGGCCUGUGGUUCACCACCAUUGAUCUUAGAAAAAGGUCAUGGCUCAGUAGUAAGUGUUAUUAAUAUCAUGGGGUUAUAUCCAGUGGCGAAGGAACCCUUUCCGGCACCAGGGGUGGCGCAGCCUGUAUGGACUGCGCAUGUGCUCUCUAUACAGAAUGCAGCACAUGCGCAGUCAGUAUGGGCUGAUGCUCAUGCGCGGUGGCCGCAUGGGCUGCUGCGUCCACAGCGACCGUACAGACGGCGCAAGAACAGCGCCCAUACAGACUGUGCACACCCUCAGCCGCUCUACAGCUGGGGGGAGGCAGGGGCCAUCUUGUCACCCCUCCCAGAGUGGCAUCUGGGGCGACCCACCCCUUACGCCCCUGGUUGUAUCCAAUGAAGUUCUAAUCAAAAUAGACCCAUUGAAAUGAAUGGACUCCAGUUAGUCAUGUCCAUUAUCAUGGCUAACAUGUUACUGCUUUGAGUAGAAUUAGCAUUAGAUGUAACUCUUGAUGUCUACCAACAGGAACUAUGUAAAAAGUUGUGGCAGUGAGGCAAAAUGGUGGCUGUGGGAUUUGGAGAUAGGGUGCACACUUGUGCUCAUGUGCUGCUUUGUGGGCUCCCAAUUGGGGCAUCUGGUUGUCCACAGUGGAGAUAAGAGGUUGGACUAGAUGGGCCAUGGACCUGAUCCAGCAGGCUCUUCUUGUGCCCUUUCUGGUGCUAGCAUUGGUUCAGUCAAAAAGCAUAGCUAGGGGGUAGACCCUGCAAGUGAGGAGGCACUGGGCAGGCUGCAGCACCAAAGCCAACCUGAGAGAAGUUGGCUGGUGGGUUCCAGACCUCUCUUUGAGAAAUGCUCUUCUGCAGCCUUCACAGGUGCAAAAUGCUUGCACUAAAAUGUGAUUGAUUUUUUUUCUCCUGGGCAAUUUCAGCACAAGGACGGAAUGGGUAAUUAGCAUUUUGCCAAUGUUGCACACAGCCUGGUCCCUUAAUGGACUUGGAGUAUGAUUAUUAUUGUUAUCUUAAUUGACCGCCUCCUCAACUGCCUGAGACUGACCUAAAUGCCUGCUAAUGCAAUCCAAUUUAGUUCCUCUUAAUCAACCUUUUCUGGCAAACUGCAGUAAAAAGCAACAGUUACUAUGGAGGCAUGCAGCUGGUGUGCUGCCCCCCAGCGGCGAAAGAGGGGCAAUGCUGUGAUUCUCUAAGCUAAAAUGCCCAGCUAUGGGUUUGUACAGUGCUCAUUGGGAAUCUCUCUGAUAGUCUGGAAACUGAGACUUACCGGUACCUGCUCACAAACAGUCCUAGUGGAAUCCCAUCCAAAAUGUAUAUAGCAAGGAGGGAGUUGAAUAAGGGUUUAACUCCAGUUCCCACCAGCCCAAGCCAGCAUAGUCAAUUAUGGAAGUUGAAGCCCAAUAUCUGGAGGGCUAGAGGAUUAGAUGCCCCAGAUGUAAACUCUCAGUUGCUGCUUGCAAGCUCCCAGUCUAGUUACCUUAUGGACAGCACCCCUCCUGCUGGACAGCUCCCCAGCCUUGCUUGGAAGGCUGAAAUGGUGUGGCAAGCAUGAGGUUUAGUGUCACCUUCCAGCUCCCAUCAGUCAAGGGACCAGGGCUUGGGUCAUGUGCCCAAACCAUGGGUUGUAUUCAGUGUCACUCCUUCUCAGAGUAGACUCGUUGAUAUGAAUGGAUAUAACGAAGUUAAAUGCAUUUAAUUUCAGUGGGCUUAUUCUGGUCGAACUUAGCUGGAGACAACUAUCUGUUUCUUGCUCCAUGGUUAACCAGCAUACCAAAUCAGUGGGAUUGAUUGGAGAAUUGAAGGUUUUUAUCCUCCUUCAUUGGAGGUUUGUAGACAGAGGUUGGAUGGCCAUCUGUCAGAGAUUAUUCAACUGUGAUUCCUGCAUUGCAAGCGGUGGACAAGAGGACACUUGUGGUUCCUUCUGACUCUACAGUUCUAUGGUUCUGUGACUGGUACCUUGUGUUUUUGCUAUUUUACUUUGUUGUGUUUCACUUAUUGAACUUUGAAGCUACAUUACUUUUGAAUCAGGAAGUGUUUUUAUUUGUUAAUGAGGUGCCUUUCUUGCGAACUACUUUGAACUCAGUUGGUGGGGGAAGCAGCAUACAAAAAUAAAAUAAAAUCUUCCAGAAUGGUGUUUGACAGGACUGUAAGCAUAGUUAGUGACCCAAGGCCACCUAUGAGCUUUGCAGUUUAUCAGGCAAUAUUUGUGGAUAUAGAAAAGUUCUUCUCCCUCUCUUCAUAACAUGAGAACUCGUGGACACCUAAAGGCUCUAAAUAUCGGAAGACUCAGUAGAGACAAAAGAAAGUACUUCUUCACAAAGCGAAUUGUUAAACUAUGGAAUUUGCUCGCACAAGAGCCAGUGAUGGCCACCAAUUUGGGUAGCUGUAAAGGGGGAUCAGAACACUGAUGGAGGAUAAAGCUAUCAGUAACUACCAACCCUGAAGGCUUUGUUCUACCUCCAUUGCUGAAAAGAGUAUGUCCCUGAAUACCAGAUUCUGGAAGUGGACGGAGGAGAAAGUGGAAGCUGGACUAGAUGGGUCACUGGCCAGAUCCAGACGAUCUCUUUAUAUGUUCAACCCACAGCUGCCUACACUUGUAUUUUAAUUUCUGCACUGCCUUUUUGCUAAAUGAUCCCCCUAAUGUUUCUCACAAAGGUUAACAAAUAAACAAGUUUAAAUCAAUAAAAUACAGGCAAAAUAAUCACAACAACAGAACCUAAUACCCAAAUUGGGGACAGGCAAAUCUAUCGAUUUCAGUUUCUCCUUUUGCCCUGUCUGAAGUUUAGAUCUCCACAUUUCUGAAUCACUUUUAUUAGGUUUAGUCCUCUUAAAAACCCAUCAGCAUUUUUGCUCAAUGUUAACAUUAUUGCAAAGCAAUUUUCCCUUCGAUGGUGCAUUUUUUAUGUUACUUUCACCAAUGUGUGAGUUUAUAUGGACACUUCUGACCCCAUUACAUACAUUUCUAUGCACAUAAUAAUAAUAAUAACUUGACAGGAGAACCACACUUCAAAAUCCAGAGAAGUGUGGCUUUCAAAAGAUAGUAGUGUUGUGGUUCGUAUAAGUGCAAAUUAGGGAGGUUUGCCUUUCAACGCAAUCUGAAUCAAAUUUCUCCCCCUUCUCUAACACACAUACAGUCAGCCACUCACCUACCUAAAUGCUAGAACCACGAUUCCAUAAAAAUGCCUGGGAGAAACCACCUCCCAUGCAGUAGCUUUUCCUUAUAAAGACCCCAGGCUAGGGGUGGAUAGAGCAGAACAGAUAGGAAAGCUUGACCUUUGGUGGUCCAUCAUGGUCUCCCCACUGCAGCCAUUUUUUUACUCUCCUUAGGGGUGUAGCUCUAGGCAUUCUGGGCAUUGCAGGAGGUUGGGCAAGAUGACCCUUUGGGUCUUUCCAAUUCUACAAUUCUAUGUUUCUAUGAGCCCUUGCACUUCAAAAUAAACCCUUGCUUCACUUUCUGGAUACAAGUCUACAUGAGAGCCAGUGUGGUGUAGUGGUUAGGAGCGGUAGACUCGUAAUCUGGUGAACCGGGUUCACGUCCCCACUCCUCCAUAUGCAGAUGCUGGGUGAGCUUGGGCUAGUCACACUUCUCUGACGUCUCUCAGCCUCACUCACCUCACUUGGGUGUCUGUUGUGGGGGAGGAAGGGAAAGGAGAAUGUUAGCCACUUUGAGACUCCUUAGGGUAGUGAUAAAGCAGGAUAUCAAAUCCAAACUCUUCUUCUUCUUCUACAUCUGAAGUCCUACAUGCCAGGGAUUCUAAUGGGUGAUGGAACAGCCAUUUUGUUGUAAACCCUGCUGAUCUUCAGCAGCUCAUAAUCAGAAGCUACCUUAUACCAAGUCAGACAAGUGGCCCAUCAAACUCACUGGCCAGCAGUGGUGCUAUCUGGAAUGAUGGGGAUUGAGCCUGGGACUCAUGCAAAGCAGCUACGCUACAGUUCUUCCCUGAAGACAUAGGAAGCUUUCUUAUGUUGAUCCAGAUCAUUGGUCCAUGUAGCUCAGUAUUCUCUACUGACAGCAGCUCCCCAGGGUUUCAGACAAGGAGUCCCUCCCAGACCAACCUGUAGAUGCUGGGGAUUGAACCUGGGACUCUUUGCAUGCAAAGCAGAUGCUCUGACACUGUGCUAGUCUAUGGGGGGGAUUUUCAUAUGGAAGCAUUUGAGGAAUAGAUGGUUAGUUUAGUGUUUAGGUUGGUCAGGAAACAUCCAUGUACCGCUUUCCUGUAAGAAAUGCAAGGGAAGUCAAGAGAGUGCCAGGGAAAUGUUGCCUAAUUUAAAUAACGCUUUGGUUCUUUUUGUACUGAAUAAAUAAACAAACCUGCUGAGGAAUUGUGCUAACAAUGCAAAUGGCCACACCCACUACAUCUGAUUGGGUGGCCUGUGGUGGGAAGCAGUCAGCUUUUUAUUCCAUCUCUUUGCAGUGGACUUUCAUUCUCUGGACAUCCCAGGGCACCUGUGAGCAGACGUGGAAGAACACCACAAGCCCGAUGUAGCCUGCAUGCAUGCUUUUGACACCCAAUGGGCAAAUCUGCAAAAUAAAUACACUUCCUACCAGAGGACAUUAGGAGCAAACCGAUAUCCCAGUUAUGUUGCUUGUUCCUGAAAAGAAAAGGAAAGCAGGUAAGAAUGCUCCACAUUUUAAAUAUGUUUGUGCUUGCAUGAAUCCUUGCGCAUGGACAGCUGUCCACCUAGAAUUUGGAAAGCUAAGAAGAGAGCUUUGAAAAAUCAUGCAGUCUCCUCCUGAAUGUCAGUUGCUGGGAAUCACAAGUGGGGAUUUUGAUUGCGGUUUCGCCCAUGUUCUGCUUCAGAACUUCCCACAGGGGCAUCUGAUUAGCCACUGUGAAGACGUGAUGCUCAAGUAGAUGAAGGGUUUUUUUCCCAAUGGGCUGCAUCCAGUUAAGUCCUGCUGAGAGUAACCCCACUGAAAUAAGUGGACAUAAAUUAGUCAUGCCCAUUAAUUUCAAUGGGUGUACUCUGAGAAGGACUAGGACUGCAUACAACACGUUCAGCAGGAUUCCACUAAGUUUUUGCCUGUGUAGAAGGAGGGCUUCUUCUGAAACUAAACUCUCCACCCCUCCCCUCUUCCUGCACCCCUCUAAAUCUGCUCUGGAGUGUUGGAGCAAAAUCCAGAAUAGCCUUAGGAGGCCAUGGAGAGGAGGGAGAGUGGGAGUAAGUCCCAUUGCACAAGUGGUCCUCAAUUCCCUGCACAUCUAUCCACUUAGUGCCAUGUUAAAUUCUGCACUGUGUUCUUAAAAACCUUUUGAGAUUUCUUUCUUUCUUUCUUUCUUUCUUUCUUUCUUUCUUUCUUUCUUUCUUUCUUUCUGCUUCAUUGGGGAAUUUUACCUUUGAGGAUUGCAUAUCCCUAUCUGAUAUACAGGUUGGGAGCCUUGAGUGUGACUUCUUAUGCAUCACACACAAGAGGGAGAUAUCUACAGGCUUAGAGAAAAACCAAAGUCUGCAGAAGUAAAUAUACAGAUCUAUCUAUCUGAGGGGGGAAACCUAAAAAGACAGGACCCCAAAAAAUCACUCAAUUGAAACUGAACACACUAUUAAGGCACUGUGGGUUAAACCACAGAGCCUAGGACUUGCCAGUCAGAAGGUCGGCGAUUCAAAUCCCCAUGAAGGGGUGAGCUCCUGUUGCUCGGUCCCUGCUCCUGCCAACCUAGAAGUUCGAAAGCACAUCAAAGUGCAAGUAGAUAAAUAGGUGCCACUCUGGCAGGAAGGUAAACGGUGUUUCUGUGCACUGCUCUGGUUCACCAGAAGCGGCUUAGUCAUGCUGGCCACAUGACCCGGAAGCUGUAUGCCAGCUCCCUUGGCCAAUAAAGCGAGAUGAGCACUGCAACCCCAGAGUCAGCCACAACUGGACCUAAUGGUCAGGGGUCCCUUUACCUUUACCUAUUAAGACACAGAAGGCUGGCUGACUGUUUUUGUGGGUGAAGAGGACAGAAAACGAGAGUGACAGGGUACAGAAUGGAGUGACCUAUGGAAAGGCCAUGACUGACUGGAAGCCUGAACUGGAGCACUCCAGGCCCCACUUACAAGGAAGGAUGAAACUGUCAGUGUGUCGUGAACUGGCAGGGCAAUGGAUAGGAGGAAGAGGAUCCUAGUGAGGGGUGUAGCUGGGACUGGGACACACCAGGGCAAGCUGGGAAAGGGGAAGGAGAGGUUGGUGUAGGAAGUACUUAUGGGGUGGUGGAGGAUGGCAAGAGAAUGGGGAUCAGUGCAUAGGAACCAGAGCAGCAGGACCCACCACCAGAGCCAAAGGGGCACCUGUCUCCAUACAGCAGUCUCUGAGGAGUGGGGAGCAGUGGGAGGGGUGCUCCAGUAGGCUGAGGCGGGCAAGGGCCCACAGCCCAGCUCCGUAGCUGGCCAGGUGGGGCUCGCUAGCUCUGGUAGUAUGUGGUUCCUCAGAUUGAGUGUCCUGGGAGCAGGUGAGGGUCGCAUGCCUCAUCAAGCCCAGAUGCUGCAAUCAGCAUACAAAGUAUAAAAGGGCACAGAGCUGAGGUGCUGUGUCUGCUCAACUGCCCAUGUUGAUGUGCCUCAACUUGGAUGCAAGGCUUUGCUUCACUUUGGACACUUGGAUUGACCCUGGACUGGGGACUUGACAAAUGGACUUGCCGCCAGGUAGGCCAGGGGUUCAGGGAACAAUGUUGGCUUGUCCCUCGGCUUCUGACAAAGUUGAAGGACACAUUCUAACCAGGCAAAUUAACUCAAGGAGGGUAUGCAGUAGUAGGGCUAGUGAGGGAUAUGAGCCUGUGGAGAGUUCAAAGAGCUGAAUAGUGAGGCCUAGCAAACUGCAUUUUGCCCUCAGGCUUCAGGCUCCUCAUGCCUGCCAGUUGAGGAGCCCAUUCCAUUUGUUCACAAAGGUGUUUAUCCAUUCCUCUGCAUUUCUAGGGAACCCAUUUCCAACCAACAGCAAAUUUGCUCCCCUGAUACCCUUGAGUCUUCAUCUGCAAACCAUUUUUCCAUUUCCAAGUGUUCCUCCAAAUGAAAUAUCUGUGGCAGUAAACUGCAUUUGCUCCCAAGUCAUGUGGACUCCCCAUUAAUCUGAGGCAGAAAAGUUCCCACCAGAAAAUUGGUGAGAAUGUGACGUCCUGGACAUCUUCUGAGUCUGAGGGCAUCACAUGAAGCCUGGAGAGGGACGGAACUUGCUUUAUAGCUGACGCUUAUCUUGGUCCGUUUGAAAGGCAGACUGGCCUUAGGCCCCUGUUCCUGAAGGCUGUAGUGAAAACCGUCACAUUGAUCCGGGGACAUUUGGUGCUGUGGUUAGCAUUUGUCUGAUGAUCAGGGUGGAGAGAAGAAAAUGUCUUUAAGAGAACCUGAGGCAGUUUUCCUCUUUCAUGUUGGCCAGAUGUCAAGAAGACCAUGUGCAGGAGUGGGGAAGGACGGUGAGCAUCUCAACACCACAGACUUGAACUGGCUUGAAGGAACUUUUCCUUCUCCUCAGAGAUCUCUGAAGACUGUAGGUCUGGGGGGACAUAAGACGCUUCCGGCCAGAGGCCCAUCUACUCCAGCAACAUAUGUUCACCAUAACCAAUGAGGUGCCCAUUAUUGGAAACCCUCAACCAGUUGCCUAUUAUGCUUCUCUCACAUGAUUCCCAGCAACUGAGAUUCAAAGCCAUACCAUAUGACAGUGGAGGGAGACAUAGGUGUUGUGGCUAGUAACCACUGACAGCCUACAUGAGCGCAGAGGCAGGAUACUAGGGAAUACUUGUGGGAGAUAGACAGGCCUAGUCUCAGCUGGCACCGCUGCCCUGAGGUCCCUUUUCUGCUGCUUCACUGGGUGCCCUUGUGAGCAAAUACUCUGGGAGCCUCCUGACACCCAUAAGAGCAGGAGUCACCAGUGUACUUGCCAGUAGUAAUAAUAAUAGUAAUAAUAAUUUAUUAUUUAUACCCCGCCCCUCUGGCUGGGCUUCCCCAGCCACUCUGGGCAGCUUCCAACAACGUAUUGAAAUACACUAAUGCAUCAAAAAUUAAAAGCUUCCCUAAACUGCUCAGCAGCAGUUUCCCUCACUGCUGGUGAGCAGUGAGGGAACCGCCAGAAGGCCCUCGGUGCUGGACCUCAGUGUUCGGGUAGAAUGAUGGUGAAGUGAAGGCCCAAGACAGGUGUUGAUCAUAAUGUGAGCUGCGCACAGGUGGGCUGUAGCGAGCGAGCUACCACCAUUCCUGUGGAGCCUCCUUUUAUUGAGACAAACAUGCAAGCUAGGCAAAUACAUUUUUGGGCUGUGACCUUUACACAUCUUCCGUCCCGAAAUCGUGGGGUGGUACAGAGCUAUUUUGGCACCUGUUCCACAGCGUCAUUUUCCCCUUGCACAGUGUAUGACGUAGGAGACAAAAGGUCUCAGGGGAAAACUUACAGACAGGACACCGCUGACUCUGAGACCGCAAAAGGUCAGACAUGGGUGGAACGAUGUACCAGACAGCUGUGGCUUGUCUGGGGGGGGGGGUUCCCUGCACCCCAAGGUCAUGCAUGCAGGCAGAUUGUGGCUGCCUGCUGGUGGGGAAGUGUGCUCCCUCUGGACCCCACUCCCCACUCCGCGAUAUCCCUACAGAUGGGGGUGGAGACACUCCUUCAGAUGUACUGGACUGAGGCCAUUUACUUCCUACGAAACCGACAAAAGGUAAAUAUUCCCUCAUAAAGUCACUCUAAUUCAGGAACAGGAACCUUUUGUUUCACCCCAAGGGCCACAUAUUACCUAAGAGGAGGAGUUUGGACUUGAUAUCCCGCCUUUCACUCGCCUUAAGGAGUCUCAAAGUGGCUAACAAUCUCUUUUCCCUUCCUUCCCCAAUUGAUGUUGAAACACAUGCAAAACUGGCCUUGGGGCAACUGGUUGACCACUCUGAGCACAGGAUGCUAGAUUAGAUGAACUAGUGGUCUGAUCCAGCCAGGAUGUUCUUAUGUUCUUUAUGUAUUUAAUGAGGAGGAGGAGGAGGGGUUUGGAUUUGAUAUCCCACUUUAUCACUACGCUAAGGAGUCUCAAAGCAGCUAACAAUCUCCUUUCCCUUCCUCUCCCACAACAAACACUCUGUGAGGUGAGUGAGGCUGAGAGACUUCAGAGAAGUGUGACUAGCCCAAGGUCACCCAGCAGCUGCAUGUGAAGGAACAGGGAAGCAAACCUGGUUCACCAGAUUACGAGUCCACUGCUCUUAACCACUACACCAUGCUGGCUAGAGAAAACUUAGAGAAAACUUCCUGCAGCCAUAUACCAGUUGUGGGUGGGGCAAAGGUGGGCAAAGCAAGGAAUGUAAAUUUUACCUCUCGUACAGUACGCUAGAGGGAUGCGGGUGGCGCUGUGGUCUAAACCACUGAGCCUAAGGCUUGCCGAUCAGAAGGUCAGCGGUUUGACACACACCCCCCAAGACGGGGUGAGUCCCCGUUGCUCGGUCCCAGCUCCUGCCAACCUAGCAGUUCAAAAGCACAUCAAAGUGCAAGUAGAUAAAUAGGUACUGCUCCGGCGGGAAGGGAAACGGCUUUUCCAUGCACUGCUCUGGUUUUGCCAGAAGUGGCUUAGUCAUGCUGGCCACAUGACCCGGAAAAACUGUCUGCGGACAAACGUCAGCUCCCUCAGCCAGUAAAGCGAGAUGAGCACCGCAACCCCAGAGUCGUUCGCAGCUGGACUUAACUGUCAGGGGUCCUUUACCUUUACCUUUUACAGUAUGCUAAUACACACACUCCCACACCCAUCUCUAUCCUUCAUGAAGAUUAGAGUUCAGGGACACAUCCCAGCCAGCCAAGGAGGGUGUGAAUCGGGGCCAGUGAGGGGCAUGGCCUGCAGAGAGUCCCAGGGGCCAGACAGAAAGGCCUAGUGCAGGGGCGGAGGAAGGGGGUGUAGUGGGUGUGGGCCACCCCAGGUGUCAAUGCUGAGGGGGGUGACAAAAUGCUGUGCAGCACUCACCGCGGGGCCUGCAGCGCGCUUGAGCCACACGUCUCUCCUGGGAGAAACGUGGUAGCUUGGGUGCACGCAGGCUCUGCGCUGCCCAAACGGUCUGCCUGUUGCCUCCCCCCAGCUGUAGGGCAGCUGAGUGGGAGGAGGCAGGCAGACUCAGGAGGCCCCGCGGUGCACCCCACCCCUAUUGGCGGCUCGCCCCGCCCCUGGGCAUGCCGCCCAAGCGGCUUCCUCCACCACUGGCCUCAUGGCCACCAGGUGUGAGGUUCCCCCAUCCCUGCCCUUAUCCUCCAUUCCAAAUGCCAUUGCAGCCAGUUCCUCAUUGCUACCCACACAAGUCCUGAGCAUCCCUCCUAGAAUGGCGAUCCAAGAGAGGAGGAAUAAACAUGGCUAGUAAUUUCGGCACUUGAAAGGGAAGGGAAGAUAGUGGUGGUUUGUGUGUGGUGGUGGUGUUUUUCAAUCCAAGGAGCAUUUGCUGCUGCUCUCUCCUUUUGCAGCUGACAAGACCAAGGCAAAUGAUGUUCCUCCGCUUGCUAGCUUGCUCCCCAGCCCCCAGGUCUCUGUAGCAUUGUAGCACACUCCUGCCAUCAGCUCUCUGAUUGACAGAGCAGUCUGAUCACCUGGAGAGGAGCAAAAGUGCAUCCAUUAGCUCACGAGAGAGGGCUAGGUAGAAUCUUAUCUUCUGCUGCUGGCUGUUUAUGAGCUGUGUGGUUGCAAAAAGGCAAGCCUCCUCCUCCCUUCUCUUCUCACUCUCCUCCUCCUCCUCCAGCUCAUUUGCUGGAAGAAAGCAGCAGCAGGGCUGAGCUGAGAAGUUUUUGGCAUGGACUUGAGAAGGCAGAGGGACUUAAGCUCACCAGCUCCAGCACCCCAGGAGCCAGACUGCUCAUCCAUAGCCUGGACAGGUUUCCAAGCUGCUCUGUUUUCUGCUAGGGAGAAACCAAGCACAGGCAUGUUUCUGGGACUUGGUUUGGAAUCACAGCAUUUUAGCCAAAGUUGAUGGGACUAUCUGAGGUUGUGGUUUUUUCCUCCCUCCUCCUUGUGGUGAGAAGAUCCCAAGAAGUGUCAGCGGAGAAGUGGGGGUGUCUUUGAGUCCACCCCUUUUGGUGGGGUCAAGGAGGUUCUCCUUCCAAAGUACCAAAGAGGUCUCUGUUUGGAUGUAAGCAAGAUCACCAAGACAUCCCUGCUGAUCAAAGCUCGUUCUGCAGGAACUGGAGAUGGAGAAUGAGGUUGGGAAAUCUGUGGAUAAGCAAAUGGAUAAAUACAUGUAAUUAUUCUGGUCUUUUUUUAAAAGCUCACUUUCUUUCUCUGUUUUCUGCUUUUGCACCAUUGCCCUCUCCAUUCUCCCAUCUUCUCUUCUUCUGGUGUGUGUGCAUAUCCCUUUAGAAAGUCAGAGGGACAUGUGAUUAAUCAUUUUGCGCCCUUCUUCCACAGAGUGACCAUAAUGGGGAAAUCAGAAAGCCAAAUGGAUAUUGUGGAGAAAACGACCAGAUCUGGACAGAGGUCCUGGAGCUUGGUUGCUCUCAGCUUGUCUGUCCUCCUAGUCCUCAUGAGCUGUGCUGUGGUUUCCUUAGUAAUCCUCUACUUGAAAAGCAGAGGUAAGAGAACAACUGUUACUUAUGUGGUUUCCUUCUCUCCUUAACUGCAUAUUUGGGUAAAUUGUAUACAGUGCUAAAAAAAACUAUAUAGGAAAGAAUUUGUUACCAUUGCUUUGGGAGGGGAUUGGGGGGAUAAUUUGUGAGAUCUCUUCUCCUACUGUGUGUGUGUGUGUGUGUGUGUGUGUGUGUGUGUGUGUGUAAACAUGAAUAAGCUCACCACAAUCCCAUCUGCAGUUUUCAAGGUAAAUCUCAACUUGACAAGAAUGAAAAUCAAGAAAGGAGUCCCCGUAUAAUCACGGGCAUUCUCCAGCAUACCUUACAAGGGGUGAAUAGUAAUCCCAGAUCCCAGGCAAAAAAGAUAGCUGCCAUUACCCAGCAUAAUAUAGCAGAUUAAUUGUUGAGUUUCAACACAGAACACCAAUAUUUAAAUACUCGCUGCUCCACAGAGUCUACUAAGUGGGAAGCUCUGGGAUUUGAGCAAAUGAGAAUAUACUCACACACACACACACACACAGAGAGAGAGAGAGAGAGAGAGAGAGAGAGAGAGAGAGAGAAUUUAUGUGGAGAGAGAAAAUUUAAGAGAGAGAAAAGCUGUAUAAGUGAAAUAGAGGGGGGAAAUUGAAAUAUCCUCCUCAGUUAACAAUAUUGAAAAGCUUGGUUGAGUUAACAAGAGCCCAGAUUCUCAACAUUCAGCUGGUAGACAUAAGAAUGUGUGUUUGCAUCUGUCUCCUUGAGACAGUGUGCAGUGGAGAAAACGACUCCUUGUGCAGUGUGGAUUUUAGGCAGAAUGAGGAGAGGGGCUUAUUUAGAUGUAGACAAUUUGGGAUCUGCUACGCUUAUCACGCUAGAACAGGAGAUGCAGUAAGCUUCUAAGAACGGAAUAAUUUUGUACCUUCUGCAGAAGCCCAAAUGCAGUCUGUUGCUAGAAGAGUGAGUUUUAAAAGAACUCCCACACAGAACUGGGAAGGAGGGGGAGAGCGACAUGCUGUAUUUAUUCUGCCUUUAAAAGCCUUUUCUUUAUUAAAAAAAAAAAAAAGGUUCUGAUGGCAGCACUGAUUUCCUCCUCCUUGCCACUGAAGUGUUGCCUGAAUAUUUUGUCCCUGGGUUCAUAAAAAUAUACAUGUUGUUGUGGAGGACAGAGUGGAUACAGAGAAGCUUUCCCACCUCCAUUCGUAGAACUAGAAAUCAAUCGUUCAGCAGAACCAGCUCCCAGUAGAUUUAGGGAAGAGGAAAGGAUUGUAUUUCAUUGAUAUCUCAUUUUUAGCCUAAGAAUCUUUAGAAGUAGUCUCUAAGAAGCCCAUGGGGGACACAUUCUCUUCUGGGCAGCAUUCAGGGGAGGUACAUGCCAAUGGUAGGCAGGGCAAGAGGCAAAAGUAAGCAGAGAAAUGAAUGCCUUUGUAUGGUAGGUGAGUUUCUGAACACACACAAACAGCCUUAUCCCCCAACCAGGCAAACAAGGGGCAUUAUCAGAGUUGUGUUGUUGUUUUUUAAAAAAAACUGUUUUUAUUAAUAUUUCCAUGGGUAAUAAUAAUAAUAAUAAUAAUUUAAUAUUAAUACCCCACCCAUCUGUCUGGGUUUCCCCAGCCACCCUGGGCAGCCUCCAACAAAAGAUUAAAAAUACAUUAAAACAUCAGUCAUUAAAAACUUCCCUAAACAGGGCUGCCUUCAGAUGUCUUCUAAACAUCAGAUAGUUGUGUAUUUCUUUGACAUUGGAUGGGAGGGCGUUCCACAGGGCGGGCGCCACUACCAAGAAGGUACAUAUAACGUCUCUGUUUUCAGUUCAUAGAUUCUUUUCUGCAUGUCAGUUACAUUCAAUGUGAGACAUUGCUGCCAUGUGCAUUCUGAGGUUGGGGGGGGAAAGAAGUAGGUCCAAGGAAAUAUUCCAGCCAGAUCGAAACACUCAGGAAGGGUGCAAAGAAGAGCUGGUCAUAGGGUGUAAGAAAAGCCCUGCUGGAAUCAGGCAGGAGGCUCAUUUGCUCCAGCACCCUGUUCUCACAGUGGCCAACCAGACAGUGAUGUAGCAUGGGUUGCCGGUGCCCAGGGCAGAGCCAGUGUUGCACACACACACACACACACACACCCCAGGUCUGGGCAACUGGGGUGGAGGUGUGCACCCCAGCCCCAAAGGUUAAGCUUGGGUGCAGCUUGCCUCCCCAUGACUGCGGAAGCCAGCAGGAGCUCACCCAUAUGGCCUCGGUGAGGGAACCUGUUGUGGGGGUGCCUGGUUUGCCUCUCUCAGAAUUUUGGAACCCAGGGCCACUGUUAGAAUUCCUGCUCCGUGAUUGCAGCCAUGGGAUUGUUGUCUAUCACAUGACAGUGUAUGUUUUGACUCCACAGAGUGGGAAGAGAGGAUGUUUGUGUUACUGUGUUCCGUGAUGUGGGACUAUUUCCCUUUGUUCUUUCUCUUUGCUGUCUGACGAUAGAGAAAGAGAGGGAGCCAUGUUGCAGUUCUCCGUGUGUGUUUAUGUGUAAAUAAAGUAGAUUAGCCAAAAUGCUGAGUUGCUGAGAUCUGUUAAGCAAGCUGCGAAGACUCUGCGGAUCCCUAAGUGUGCCGAUGUCUGUUGGCAUCAGUCGCUGUGAUGUUCGGACUGAAGAAAGCUUUUGAAGCUCCCAAACGAUCGGCCAGGAGGGAAAGAACAUGCCAGUUCGGCAUCUGUCUCUGCCAGGGUCCUACUCGAGUGUAGUUCAAGCUCCUGACAGCCACUACCCCUCCACCCCCCAUGCUAUGCCACUGCAACCAGAUGCCUGCAAGCAGGACCUGAGUACAACAAUCCUCUGUCCAGUGAUUCCCAGCAAUGGUUAUUCAGAGAAAUAUGGCCUAUGACAGUGGAGGCAGAGCACAGCCACCAUGGGCUUUCUUUCCAGGAAUUUGUCCAAUCCUCUUUUAUAGCCACUGGAGCCAACUUUAGGGGGCUAUGGGCAGUGGUGGAGGAAGCCGCUCAGUCGCCUGGGGCGGGGUGCCCAGGGGUGGGGUGAGCCGCCCAUAGGGGCUGGGCACACUUUGGACCUCCGGAGUCUGCCUGCCUCCUCCCACUCAGCCACCCUACAGCUGGGGGGAGGCAGCAGGCAGACUGUUUGGGCAGUGUGGAGCCUGCCUGUGCCCAAGCCACCACGCCUCUCCCAGGAGGCCCCGCAGUGAGUGCCGCCAGGCAUUUUGUCACCCCCCCUCAGUGGUGGCACCUGGGUCGGCCCGCACCCACCGCACCUCUCUUCCUCCACCCCGGGCUAUGGGUGCUUUGGCAUCCACAAUAAUGUAUUUGUGGGCUGGGCCCCCAGAAAGUCAACGGGCAAAGUUGAAGCCCUUCAUUGCAGGUGCCCACAAUCUUCAGCGCAAGAUAGCACCGAUUUACAGCCUUCCAAGUAGGUGGCCAUUGCCGCCUCUUAUGUCAAAUAAAUCUUGGCUUUGUCCCUGUCUUAGAAAGGUAUUCGGGGUGACAGGAGGGUUAGGUCGGGAUAAAUCACUGUGAAAUAGCUCUGAGAAGGGGUGCUCUUUUGACAGAUUCAGUAAAAAUAGUAGGCUCCCCCCACACACACACAUAUAGACACACUCACAGAAGAAGAGCCCUGCUGGGUCAGGCAAAUGACCUAUCUAGCCCAGCAUCCUGUUCUCAGAGUGCCCAAUCACAUGCCCAUGGGAAACCUGCAAGCAGGAUUCAUGCACAGAAGCCCUCUCCUCUUCUGUGGCUCCAGAAACUGGUAUAGUGGUACCUCAGGGUAAGUACUUAAUUUGUUCCGGAGGUCUGUUCUUAACCGGAAACUAUUCUUAACCUGAAGUACCACUUUAGCUAAUGGGGCCUCCUGCUGCUGCUGCACCGCCAGAGCCCCAUUUCAUCCUGAAGCAAAGUUCUUAACCUGAAGCACUAUUUCUGGGUUAGCGGAGUUUGUAACCUGAAGCGUAUGUAACCUGAGGUACCACUGUAUUUGGAAGCAUGGCCCUCCAAGUGUGGAGGCAGAGCAUAGCCAUCCUGGCUAAUAGCUAUUGAUAGCCCUCUCCUCCACGAAUUUGUCUAAUCUUCUUGUAAAGCCAUCCAAGUCAGUGGCCAUCCCCGCCUCCUGGGGGGAAGUGAGUUCCAUACUUUAAUUGUGUAAAGAAGUGCUUUCUUUUAAUCUGUCCCGAAUCCUCAAACAUUCAGCUUCCUUGGAUGUCCAUGAGUUCUAGUGUCAUGAGGGAGGGAGAAAACCAUUCCUCUAUCCGCUUUCUCCAUGCCAGGCAUCAUUUUAUAAACUUCUAUCGUGUCACUUUUUACUCUUUUCUCUAAGCCAGUGUUUCCCAAACUUGGCUUUCCAGCUGUUUUUUGGACUACAACUCCCAUCGCCCCCAGUGGUCAGGAAUGGUGGGAACUGUAGUCCAAAAACAGCUGGAGAGCCAAGUUUGGGAAAACACUGUUCUAAACCAAAUGCUGCAGCCUUUUCUCAUAGGGGAGUGGCUCCAUCCCUUUGAUCAUUUUGGUAGUCCUUUUCUUAGCCUUCUCUAAGUCAACUCAGUAUAUAUAUAUAUAUAUAUAUAUAUAUAUAUAUAUAUAUAUUCUAACUAUAAGAAAAAACAAACUUCACACAUUGGCGCUUGUAUUAUCGGUGUCACCCAAAUCCUCCAAGUUCAGGAACACUCUGCAGAAAGUUUGCACAUUUAUAUCCAUUCCCCAUGGUGAUGCAAAUAAAAAUAUCCUGCUGGUUCUGGGUCUCGGUGAUUUUCACACCUACAUAAAAAGACAAGGGCUACUGAAACCAAAGAUGGCCAUCAAGCUGGAUUGGAUUGCGGGAGUUCUUGGUGAGGAGAGCAGGAGGGUGGGAAUCCUAAGGAGUUGUGUUAUGCUUGCUGGGAAAAGAAUGUGGUUGAGUUGGCUUGACAGGAGGCAUUGCAAGAUGGCCAGGUGUGUCGCAUAUUUCUCAAGGUCUGAGUCUGAAGAGACAAAGAUGCCUGCAAACUUAGCUCUAAAGGAGGGGAACCUCAGACCUGUGGCCCAAAUGCUGUCCUCCAACUCCUCUAUUUGAACUGCAAGGCAUUUCCUCAGGCUUCAUUCCCUCUCAGAGGCAACUUCAUCCUUUGGUGCUUUUUCAUGGUUGGAAUGUGCCCUGAAUCUCUAACGAUACCUCAUGGUUACCUGCAAGGAAGAUGGAGAGAUUGGGGGUAGGGGUGGGUGUCUUACUCCACAUAGGUAAGAGUCACAUCCAUUGCCCAUAGGCGCCAACUCCUAGGGACUGAGGUCCCUUUGCCCACCCACCCAUAAAAUAUUUGAGGAGGCUGCUACCCCCAAAGUUGAUGGGCAUUGCCAUUCAAAUGGUGUGUGUGUGCAUCUCAUGAUCGAUUAUGCAACGCUUACCUGCCCCUCCCCAACUUUUUAUUCAAGUUGGUACCUGAUCUGGCCUCACCCAGCAGCUAUAUGUGGCACCUGGAAGGGCACCCACAAAAGAACAAAGAGUAGAGGUGAAUGGGACUCUGAACAUCUUGGUCCACUGGCAAUAUCAUGAGCACACUGCCUCUGAACCUAAAGGCUGGAUAUCUAUUCAUCCUUACUAGGUUAAGAGGUCCCACUGACAAUGUCCUGUCUAAGAUCCCCUCCAAACCCUGGAGCCAUCAGUGAUGAAGCUCCUGGAAUACACCAUUGACACAAUGCCAGAAUAAUCUAAGGAGAUGUCAAUAACCUUUUGGUGGAAUUCUGAAGAGCAGUUGCUGGGAAUCACAAGUGGGGAGAGUGCUGUUGUGCUCAAGUCCUGCUAGUGGGCUUUCCACCAUGGGCAACUGGUUGGCCACUGUGAGAGCAGGGUGGUGUGCCUGAUCCAGAAGGGCUCUUCUCGUGUAGAACAGGAGACAUGAUAGAGGUGUAUAUAAUUAUGUAUGGUGUUGAGCAUAACACUAGAACUCAGGGCCAUGCAAUGAAGCUGAAUGUUCAAAGAUUCAGGAUGAAAGAAAAUACUUCUUCAUGCAGCACAUAUUUGAUCCCAUGGGAUGUAGUGAUGACCACUAACCUGGAGAACUAGCCUCUUCCUCCAGGAUUUUCUGUCAAUGGUAGCUAGCCACAAUGGCUAUGUCCUGCCUCCCCUGUCAAAGGCAGUAUUUCUCUGAAUAUGAGUUGCUGGAAAUUUCAGGUAGGGAGAGGAUUGUUGGCAUGUGGGUUUUUUUGUACAAUCCUUGUGAAUGGUCUGUGUUUUAUGUGCUUUUCUUAUAUCCACAGAUUUACAGUAUGGUGCCAGUCCACAGAACGUAUGUACCACCCGUGGGUGUGUAACAGCAGGUAAAAAUGAUAUUCUUUCCUGAAUCAUUCUUUUUUUUCUGCUGAGGUCCACUACAGGGAAUGUGCUGGCAUAGCAGACCAAUGAAGUCAGCAGGAUUGAACCCUCCACUCAUCAGCUAUGGGUAGUGUUCCACUAUUGUGUUCUCUGCAGGGAAUGUACUGAAAAAGCAGAUGUCUCCCAACUCCACCCACCAACCAACUUUGACAAUACCUCCCACUUUUGAGCCACUAGCUGUCGACAUGAUGUCAAAUGAUUGUUGGCCCCGCUUGGAAUCCCUAAGACAGUUGGAUGGUGCCCUGUACGCCAUCUUCCGGCAACUCCUGCAGCCAAGCUGGUGCCAAAAGUAUUGCUUUGCUUUCCUUUGGACCACAUUGACAAGACUGAGAGGGGUGGGGUCUUGUCAUCUGGGCAGCCCAAGACCUCCUUACACACUGCCAAGGUUUGUGCCCUGGGGAGGUUACUUUGGUACUGAUAAUGCAGCCGUCUGACUUCACCCCCAGAGGUGCACUUUAUUGUAUCUCAAAACAGACAGAUGCCAACAAGGCUGUCUCCACCCACUUGUCAAAGUUGUGCCGUGGUGGUGGGAGAGAUAAUGAUCUGUCCCCCUGGGCCAAAAAUGUUACCCAUAACCCUGGGUUAGGGGGAGCCCAGAAAAGGCAAAUGAUCAGGUAACUUAAUCAGAAUAUUCUUCUGAAUAAAUUUUGGCUCUGUCCCCAUUUUGAUGCUUAUUAGAUACAAUAGGAGUGGUGGACUUUUUCAGUCUGAGGGCCAUAUGACCUUCUGGGCAACCUUCAGGGGGCCACAAGCUAAUGGUGGGUAGGGCCAGAGGCAAAAGUGGGAAGAACCACUAAUGUAAAGCAACUAAUGUUAUGUAUAUACAGUAGGCUGGGUUCUAGACAUACCCCGCUAUAUCCCAUGUUCUAAAACAAACUGGUUGCUAUUUUGUUUGCAGUCCCAGUUCAAGGGGCUUGCAUUAGCAUGGGGGGAGCUAUUUAAUUACAAGCAUUAUUGGUGGGGGGUUUUGCAAACAGUUACCAAGUGUGUAGUGUUGUCUGCCAGAACAAUUCCAGCUCUAGGUGAAUUCUUUCUUCUUCUUCUUUCUUUUUUGCCAAUUAAUUUUUAUUGCUUUUCAUUUUUUAAAUGAAUUAACAUCAAAUUAAUUCCAAUUUAAUACAAAUUUAAAAGUUGACUUCCCAUCCUGCUCCCUUGAUGUUUCCCUUCCCACCCUUAAUUGCUGCUCAAUAUUACAUACAUUUCCAAAUUUCAUUUCAAAAUAUUUUGGCCUUUUAGCCUUAAUUUUUUUCUAUUUUCUUCUUUACUUCCCAUCAGCUGCUCUUCUUCGAUCUCUGCCAGACUUUUACUUAGCUAUAACAUAUUCACAAAUGUCAAGAAGAAUUGCUCCUCACUUUGUCAGCCCACAUGCAUCCUUAACUUUAAAAUCAACAAACCACAAACACAAAAAAAGCUCUAGGGGAAAUUCAAGCUCUAGGGCAGUGAUGGCCAAACUUGGCCCUCCAGCUGUUUGGGGACUACAAUUCCCACCACCCCUGAGCACUGGUCCUGUUAGCUAGGGAUGAUGGGAGUUGUAGUUCCAAAUCAGCUGGAGGGCCAAGUUUGGCCAUCACUGCUCUAGGGGGAUGUGCUGCCUCUAGGUACAAACUGGCACGCAACAGUUGGGAAUGGGCUUAAUUAUUGGACACCACAAGGGUACUUGCAAGCAUUCUGCUUCCCCAAUAAUGGACACUUUUAUGUUUUCAUGACGUGCAGCUGCCAGAAUAAUUCAGAACAUGGACCCCACGGCAGAACCUUGCCAGAAUUUUUACCAGUAUGCCUGUGGAGGCUGGCUCAGUCGUCAUGUCAUCCCAGAGACCAGUUCCAGAUACAACAUCUUUGACACACUGAGGGAUGAACUGGAGAUAAUUCUCAAAGGUGAGGGUCUCUUUUCUGUACUUUCCCAUUACCUGCCUACUUCCCCACUCAGUGCUAGAUCUGUGCACAAGCCAAGUAUGCUGCAGUUCAUGGACUCGGAUUAUUAUGUUCAUGUGUAUGUGUGUGUUUUAACAUAUCAUUUUCAACACUUAUUAAACAUACUUUUAUAUCUUCUACAAUUUUUUUGAUUGCAAUCAAUCACAUCUGAAAAUUUUCCAAUCUUUUUCAAUUAAUUUACAUUUCUUACUUCCACUAUUACAUUUAAAUAUCAUAACUAAAAUCUCUCUUCUUUCUCUUCUUUGUAAUGUUUCAUAUAUUCCUCCUUACAAAACUUCUUGUAGUCCUGCUAGCAUAAUUUGUUGAUUACAGUUGCUCUUCAAAUAGUUCGUAUAUUUCUUCCAAUCUUCUGUGAAUCUCUGGUCCUGCAGGUUUCGAAUCCUUCCUGUCAUCUUGUCCAAUUCUGCGUAGUCCACAGAUUAUGACGUUCUAAAUACCUCCCCCCAAAAGAAAAUACCAGUUAGAUUGUUAGCCACCUCCAUCCAAGGUCUGGAUAUGCCAAUGGAAAGUCUCUGUUCAUUGGCAUUAUGCAUGGUUAAUUCAACAAUACUGUCAAAGAGGUGGUGUCCUCUGCAAGUUGCACAAAGAUGCAAAACCUUGGAGAGCGUCGCAACAGAAAAUGCUCCGGCAGAUGGCGGUAGAAAACUUGAGUGCCUUGUUCACUAUUAAGUUGUAUUUCAACCAGCAGGUGGCUGUAAACAGCUUCCAGUAUAGCUUGUUUCGGUCUCUGCAACUUCAGCCCAUAGAAAGUGCAAGCAAGAACCCAGAAACUGGUGAUUUCAGCCAGGAAGAAUAGGCCCAGUUCUCAGUGAUUUCAGCCAACAGGUUAGCAAAUCCCUGUUUCCAGCAUUAAGAGCAUAAGAAUAACUUCCUGGAUCAGACCAAAGGUCCUUCUAAUCCAGUGGUUCCCAACCUUUUUUUGGCCAUGUCCCACCUAAGCAUCUCUAAAAUCCUGUCCCCCCCCGAUGACAUAUAAUUAUUAUUAUUCAAAAAGUGAACUCCUGUUCACAUGGAGGAAGCCUAAAAAGUCAUACAUUGUUAAUAACUCAUUCUCAAAUUGCCCCCUCCUUAAAAAUCAAAUUGUCCCAUGCUGGGAACCAUGGUUCUAAUCCAACAUUCUCUUCUCACAGUGGCCCAACCAGCAAUUGCUAUUCAGAGACAGUGGAGGCCGAAACCACAAGUGCUUUAUCAUCUGUUGCAGCCAUGACCUCACCUGCACCCAAACAGAGAGAACAGAUUGCAGGUCAUUAAGCUAUCAUGACCCUUUUCUUCUUCCAGGUGUGCUAGAGACACCAGAGCAGGAAGAUCGGGAAGCCUUCCAAAAGGCGAAAAUGCUUUAUAGAUCCUGUAUGAAUGAAAGUGAGUCUCCUCCUCCUCUUUAUUCACCCAUUUGCCCUAUUUAUCUAGCUGUUUUCCCUAGCGGCCACUUUUAGUGAAUGGAGUAGGGUGGCGCUAUGCUCUAAACCACAGAGCCCAGGGCUUGCAGAUCAGAAGGUCGGCGGUUCGAAUCCCCUCGACCGGGUGAGCUCACGUUGCUUGAUCCCAGCUCCUGCCAACCUAGCAGUUUGAAAGCACGUCAAAGUACAAGUAGAUAAAUAGGUACCACUUCGGCGGGAAGGUAAAUGGCGUUUUCGUGCGCUGCUCUGGUUUGCCAGAAGCAGCUUAGUCAUGCUGGCCACAUAACCCGGAAGCUGUACGCCGGCUCCCUCGGCCUAUAGAGCGAGAUGAGCGCCACAACCCCAGAGUCGUCCGCGACUGGACCUAACGGUCAGGGGUCCCUUUACCUUUACCUAUAUAUGGUUUACAAUGUAGCUAAAGAAAUAAUGCAUUGCAUAUUUUAUUGGUUAGGGGAAGGGAAGCUCAGUGACAAAGCAUCUGCUUUGCAUGCAGAAGGACCCAGGUUUGGACCCAAUAGUCGGACAAUGUAUGAUAGCUUCCUAUAGUCAUUUCUUCUUUCAGAUACCUGUUUUAGAAGCACUUAUUUCUAUUGUCUCCAAUGUUGUUUGGUGACAUGCUACAUAUUGCAAGUGUUGGGAUGCAGCUUGUGCUGGAGGCUGGUGUGGCUGCGUGGGAAAGAGGAGAGAGAGGAACCUCCAGGCAUAUUCAGCCAGGUUCGGGAGGGAGCUGUCUGAGGUCCUGGACAGCCACUGCAAACCUAAGGAGAUAAUACUGAGCUCUGAGUCAGUAUGACGUAGCUUCCUUUAUCUUCACAGAUCUGCCAUAGCUCAGUGGCUGGAGCGCUGGCUCUGCAUAUAGACGCUCCCAGGGUCAAACCACAGCAUUUCCAGCUGCAGCUGCAAAUCUCCCUUGUCUGAAACCCUGUAGUGCCUCUGCCAGUCAGUGUAGGCAACACUGAGCUUGAUCUUCCAAUUCCUUGGUAUAAGGCAGGAUCCUCCACCAGUGUGCUAGGAUCCCUAUUCUCAUUCACUUUUUUUCUUUCCUGCUGCUUUCCUUUCCUUUCCCAUUCAUAGGCAUCAUAGAGCAACGCGACUCAUUGCCUCUGCUUGAGGUCUUGCACACGGUUGGAGGCUGGCCAGUGGCUUCUGCAGACUGGAAUAUUACAAAUGGUAACAAGGAGGCCAGGGGAACUUUGAGGUUGUUGUUGUUGUUGUUGUUGUUGUUGGCAACCAACUAGUGUAUACAUUUUAUGAAAUAAAUAAAUAAUAGUAAAUAAAGGAGGGUGCCCAUCUUUGAACAGGGAUGAGGCAAAUCUAAAAAAAUAUAUAUGUAGUAUAAACACUGACAACUGGGAAACACUGGCCUGUGAGCGCUCCAGUAGGAGAACAGCCUUUACCAAAGGUGUCAUAGGCUUUGAAGACACUAGCACUCAGGACGCAAGGGAGAAACAUGCUAAGAGGAAGGCACACUUGGCAAACCCUCACCAUGAUCAGCUCCCACCUGGAAACCUAUGUCCCCACUGUGGAAGGACGUGUGGGUCCAGAAUUGGCCUCCACAGUCACUUACAGACUCAUUGUUAAAACCGUGUUUAUGGAAGACAAUCUUACUUGGCUACUAGUGAUCGCCAAAGAAGAAGCUAUAACACUUCAAAUCCCAAACUCUGGCACUUGGGUGAGGACUGAGGGUGAUGCCCUAUGGGGUGAAGCCCUGCCCUUCCAACUCUUAUCAUUCUAUGUGGAUUAUAUGGGUGGCCAAUUGGGGACAGCAGAUUCAACCUGCAGGGGCAGCGUGCCCCAUUUCUCUGCUUGAGAUGAAAUGGUGAAGUGCUGCCCCACACUGCUGUGCCACCCACUGCAACACCACCACCACCUGCACCACUGCCACAUCACCCACCUCCAUUGGCACCACACCACCUCUGCUGCUGGAAGAGAAGCAGCACCGCCAACAGUAUUCAGUGAGAUCUUGCCAAGAUCUCGUGAGAUCUUCCAUGCUCCCUGAGAUCUCAUGAGUUUUCCACAAGAUCUCACCGGGCAUUGAUGCCAAUGCCAGCUGGCUUUCAGUGGCACAGUGGUGGACCCUAAUUCCCAAUGUGUCUGUUGACUGGUGUAGGUCCAUGGAGCCGAUGCAGCUGAGGCUACCGUCCAACAUUUGGGUCUAGGACGUUGAAGCUUCCAUGCCAGGUUAGUAGGGCUGGCCCAUUUACUCUGAGGCAGAGUAAACCUGAGGUGGCCUCAGGUGGUGGAAGCCCCCAAGGCAGCACCCCACCCUACUGCCUCCAACACUGGCAUUGGCUUAGAUUAACACCUGGGAAGAUUUCAGGGGCCCUAAUCAACUUAUCCAUCUUCCUCAUUGGAUGAAAGAACUCAAAGUAUUAUACAAAUGUACACCGCAAACAUAUGUUACUCAUUUAUUUCCCUCCUAUUCCUGUGACCUUGGAAAGGCUGUAGGAAUUUACACUGGUGGCAACUUGUACAUUUGAUUUCAAUUGGAUUUAGUCAUGUUAUAGUUUAGAGAUAAUUGUGAUACAUAAGUAGUUGAAAUAGGAUUAUUAUUAUUAUUAUUAUUAUUAUUAUUAUUAAACUUUUUUAAAAAUCUCAUUUUCUUUUCUUUAAUCCUUUUGCCACAGAGCCAAACUGGAAAAUAGAAGACAAGCUUGCCUUAUUGAAUUUCCAAUAUAACGCACGGGUCCUCAUUGACAUGUUUGUGUGGCAUGACGACCGGGAUUCCAGCAGAAAUAUAAUUUAUGUAAGAAAGCAUCAAAUCAGGGAAUUGUGGUACUUUAGGUUGGUGGGCUGCUCUUCUUUGCCCAUUACAUGCAUUUGUACAUUUCACUCCCCCAUACCCAAUAUUUUAUGGAUAUUGUCUUCUACUAAUCCUCUUCCAUCUGUUUAAGAUUUCAUCACCAUCAUCAUCACUUUUAAUUUGUAUACCGUCUUUCUAUCUUAUAAUCCCCAAGGUGGUUUACAAGCUGAAGAAACAAAGAAUGUACACCUUAUAACAAUCUAAUGCAAUACAAAAAUGUGAUGAUAAUAAAACAUAACUUUAAAAUAAGCAACCUACAUCAAAUAAAGUCAACAAUCAUUAGAAUAGUACAGAAUAAUAUUAAAUAUCAGCAUAUAAAAAUUAAACAGAAAUCUACUCAUAAAAAUUACAGUAAAUAAUUUCUAAACUAUUUCAAUUUCAUUGAAACACAGUCCUUCUAGGCAGGUGGAAACUGCAUGUACGUAGUCCUUGAAAUAAACAGCAUCUCCAAAUAAAGAACUAGAACAGUAAGAAGCUGGUAUGCUAUGCUUCGUGUGCUGUUUCCCCAAACAGAAAGGACUGGGUUAUAACCAAUGCUCCUUAUACUCCCAAGUAUACCCAUUGAAAUUAAUGGACCUGGCUAACUUAGAUAUAACCCACUGUAUUGCAAGCUGUUUCUGCUCAGUAUUGAAGGAUGUCAACCAUCAGCUCUAGCAAAAGACAAUCAUUUUGUGCAUGUGGAAGACAGGUCGUGGUGCCUUCCUGAUGUUGCUGAACUAUAGCUUCCAUCAUCUCAGACAAUUGACCAUGCUGUCUGGGGCUGAUGGGAGUUGUAGUCCAACAAUAUCUGGAGGGUGCCUAUCCCUGCUAUAUGUGGUGUGCCACUUGAGAUCCUAAGGAUGCUGUGGAUUGAACCUUCACUUGGUUCCCUAAAGCUAUUGUAUGCUGAGUCACACGAUUGGUCCAUUAGCUUGGUAUUGUAUCUUCCAAUUGGUAACAGCUCCUCUGCAUCUUAAUAAGAAAUGUCCCAGAGCUGGACAUUCUUUGAAUUAGAAAUGUCAGCAAUUGAAUCUGGGGCCUUCCAUAUGCAAAUCAUUUGGUCGUUUCCUAAGCACUGGGUUUUUGAUACUGACAUCUUCUGUUGAAUCCUUUCCUACACAAUAAGAGAGAUUCUUUUCCUCCAGAUUGACCAGCCUGGGUUGGGAAUGCCCUCAAGAGAUUAUUACUUUAGUGAUGGCAACUACCAAAGAGUAAGUAUUUUAACAGCUUCCAAACUUCACUUUCACCUUUUGAACAUCACAAUAUUGAAAGAUUCCAGGGAUCCCACACAUCCUGUCAACAAUCUACUAAAAUAGCUUCCGUUCUAUUCUCUGCUCCAUUCAUGGUUUAUGUGCUGGUCUGAGGGAGAUCUCCUAAAACAUUGAUGGGGAUUAUCACAAUCUCUACACACCCCAGAACUUUUACUACUCUUGGCAAAUGCUUUCAACUCUUAUUUCAAUCUGAGACAGAGAAGAGUUUGGGUGCUCAUAGGAGGUCAUCUCUUCUUCUUACUUACAAGACCCCAAAGUUCAUUUUCUGGCCUGAGCCUACUAAGCUUUUCUUGCAUCUCUGCUGAUUAAAAUAUCAACAGCCAACCUCAACCCUAAGGUGGUCCUUGAGAGACACCAGUCCCAGAUAAUUUAGAACACGUUUGGGGGGGCUAUGUUCUUUCAGAUGUUGUUGGCCAUCAACUGCCAUCAGCUGCAGCCACCACUGUAGAUGGUCAGGCAUGGUGGGAGUUGCAGUCCAACAUCAACUGCAGGACCACAGGCUCCCCAUCUCUGGUUUAGAUAUUUAUACUUCAGAUGUAAGACUAUCAAAUGAAUUGGAAGGCACUGAACUAUCUAGUGGUAGUCUCUACCUUCAGUGUUUCUGAAGGUGUUAACAACUUUGCCUGAUGAAUUUAUUGCCUCUGGACUGUGCUUAAAUGCAAAUUUCUAACAUCUUCUCUUUGUCCUCCUCUGUUUAGGUGAGGGAAGCUUACUUCCAGUACAUGGUCCUCAUUGCCAAGACGAUUAGAGAAGAUAUGAAUAUGUCCAAAGAUGACAACUUUGUCCAGGAAGAAAUGAGAAAGGUUAUGGAGUUUGAAACAGAUGUAGCAAACGUGAGUACAGCAUUUUUUUGGAAAGCUGAAGAGUAAAUCCAAAGGGGAAUGAGGACAGCAGUAUAUAUAGUGUUAUAGCCAAUGUUAGUACACUCAGAUGUAGACCCAUUGGGUUGUAUCAACUGUAGCACUAAUUUAAAGUCACAUAGGGGUGUACUUGUUCCAGUGGUGAAAUGCUUUGUGCCAGUGGAACAUUGUGGUGCAUGAGAAUGCAUAAGCACAUUGUUGGUGACUUUGUUGUGCAAUAGCCGGAGCAAUGAGUUUCUUUCAGCAUAACUUUUCCAUUGGAUUCCUCCACUGCACAAUGUGAUAACUCAACAAAGAGCCCUUGAUCCAAUGGACAGAGAACUUCCUGGGUGCCUCAACCAAGGAGUAACUUCCGAAUUGUCCUUGAAAUUUCCAUUUCGGCACAACAUGGGGGCAACUCUGAUCUUUGCUUUCUAGGCUACAGUGCCCACAGAGGAAAGGCAUGAUGUGACUUUGCUAUAUAACAAAAUGACUGUUGCUGAACUCCAGGACAAGUUUGAACUAAACGUAAGUGUUUGAAGACCUGCUCCCUAUUGUGCUGUUGGAAUGACAAUCUCAGAUUCCAAAACAUAAAAUGUUGUUUAGUAAUAGCAGUUGGGUUGGGUGAACUUGACAAUGUUGGUUUCUGUCCAUUUUUGGGUUUCACACUCUUAAGUUCAGUUCUCCACCAGUUUGCAAUUUUUGUGUGCCUGGAGAUCUGCUCUGCAAAAUUCAGAGAUGUGCGAAUUUCAAAGGGUGAUUGUGCUUCUGUUUGCAAUUUGUUUAAAGGUAAAGGUAAAAGUACCCCUGCCCGUAUGGGCCAGUUGUGUCUGACUCUAGGGUUGUGCGCCCAUCUCACUUAAGAGGCCAGGGGCCAGCGCUGUCCGGAGACACUUCCGGGUCACGUGGCCAGCGUGACGAAGCUGCUCUGGCGAGCCAGCACCAGCGCAGCACACGGAAACGCCGUUUACCUUCCCGCUAUAAAGCGGUACCUAUUUAUCUACUUGCACUUAGGGGUGCUUUCGAACUGCUAGGUGGGCAGGAGCUGGGACCGAAGGAUGGGAGCUCACCCCACCGUGGGGAUUCGAACCGCCGACCAUUCGAUCGGAAAGUCCUAGGCACUGAGGUUUUACCCACAGCGCCACCCGCGUCCCUAAUUUGUUUAGGAAAGUACUAAUUAGGUCUGUUCGUCUUUACAUGUGAAAUGAAUUGAAACUCCCCCAACCCUAGUUAGCAGUAGAGGAGGCCAUGACUAUGUUCCGAAGGAAGCCUCAGAACCUAGUCCUGCUCUGUCCAAUCGAGGCACAGGCAAAAUGAAGCGUACCAGUAGUAGCUGGCGGGGCAAAUGGGGCUGUGUUGCUCUCCCGGCUUUCUAAUGCCACAUAUCAUUACCACUUCCUGAGAAGAGGAGGAGGGGCAAGGCAGUGGGAUCAUGCUAUGGGUGCAAUGGUGGAGCUAAUCUGAUCCUCCCAGGUGUGCCUGCACCUUGCUGAGCUCCCUGCUGCCUUGCUCCCCUCCCUCCGGUAAGCAACAGUGAUGUGCAGCAUUAGGAAGUCAGGAGAGCAACACAGCCCCACUUGCCCCACCAACUACUACUGGGCCUGUGCCUUGAUUGGACCCAGAGAGCAGGCCUAGCACCAAUGGGUGGACAUUACAGGGAAGCAGAUUUCAGCUAUACAUUAAGUGACUUCAGAAUGGUUAGAGCUGAUCAGUGAUGGAACAGACUGCCUCAGGAAAUGGCAUGAAGAUGCUCAGGCAGGGGCUGGCCACCUGUCAGGGAUGCUUCAAUUGCAUCCUACAGUACAGGUUGUGCAUGGAGCAUGGAGGGCUCAGGGAAGAUGUGAGCUGUGCUCCAACAGCAUCUGGGCAAGGCUGAAGAGCACUGGACCAGGGUUCCUUAGAGCACUACAUUCUAUGGACUCUCUCCCUAUGAAUCCUUUUCUGCAUGAUGAUAAAUACCUUUGAAUGGGACGUGUUGAGGAAUGCAUUAUCUAGGGAUGCUUAAGGAAUCCAGUCUUUGUGAUUUGAUAUAAACCAAACUGGAUCUCCUGAACUAGUGUAUCCACCAGCUUUUGCACUUCCUAAUCAAUUCCCCCACACUUUUUUUAUAUAUUGUGAAUAUAUCGGGAAUUAAAAUCAUUGAGCAAAUCCCUUUGCUAUGUCAAUUUCAAGGAAAAACAAUUUCAACAGGACCACGGAGGGAUGAAAAUGGAAUUUCCCAAUAUCUUUUUAAAGGACUUGUUUUCAUUUUCCCCCUUCCCCCACUCUCUAUCUCUCAUCUAGGGGUUCAAUUGGACACUCUUCAUCCAAAAUGUAAUGACUUCGGUUAACGUUGAGAUCAGUCCCAAUGAGGAGGUGGUCGUGCACGGAAUGCCAUAUCUUCGGGAGCUAAAAGCUGUCAUCGCCAGUUAUUCAGCCAGGUAGGGAUGCCAGAUUUCUUGGACUGAGGUGGGAGAAGGGAGGGAGAAGAAGGGAGCAUAUAUAAAAACAUAAAGAGAGAGAAAAUGAAACAGUAAAAGAGAAGCAAAAAGUAAAACAGAGAAACAAACAAGGAGAAGAGGAAUUGGGGAGAAAUACAAUUCAGUCCACAUUUAGAGGCGAAUUUACUUAAUCUGCAUUUCCCCAAGCAACACACAGAUCAAAACACAGACAUCUUUCAAAAAUUCACACUUUUCUGAAUUUUUCUUUCCAGUUUUCCAGCCAGGUAAUAUGAACAAAAAUGCAUAUGCUAGAGUAGAGUGUGCCUAUAAAUGCACGUAUUAGUGAAACUAACGUACAAAAGUGCAUUAUUUUAGAGAAAUCGUCUUGCAAAAAAACCCAACACGGUUAUUAUUGGUGAAACAAACAGGCAAAAAUGCAUUGUAUUUAUUAAGUUACAUGGCUUUGCAAAACAUGUGUAUAUCAGGCAAAACAUUAUCAUCAUCAUCAUUAUUAUUAUUUAUUUGCAAACUGAUGUUGAAAUGUGAAGACGUGAACUUAAAGCUGAAAAAAGAGAAACUGAGUUAAACUAAAACUGACAGAGCAUGACUGAGUAAAAGAGAAACACAGAAAGAGGGAGAGAAAAUGAAUAGAAAGAGACACUGUGAGUGAGUGAGUAUGAGAGAGAGAGAGAGCAACUCAUCUGCACUAUACAUUUAAAGCAGUAUCAUGGUGCUUCACAGUCAUGGCUUCCCCCAAAGAAUUCUGGGAGCUAUAGUUCAAGUGCGAUGAGAGUUGUUGGGAGACCCGUAUUCUUUGAGGGAAGCCAUGACUGCUUAAAUUGGCAUCAUAGUGCUUCCACUGUAUGGGUUGAAAGUGAUCUCAGUGUCACUCUUUAAAUGAUGACAUUGGACUUAUUAUGGCUGAAGCGCUAUGUGCACAGCUCCAUUAAACAUUGUUGUUGUUGUUGUUUAGUCGUUUAGUCGUGUCCGACUGUUCAUGACCCCAUGGACCAGAGCACGCCAGGCACUCUUGUCUUCCACUGCCUCCCGCAGUUUGGUCAAACUCAUGCUGGUAGCUUCGAGAACACUGUCCAACCAUCUCAUCCUCUGUCAUCCCCUUCUCCUUGUGCCCUCAAUCUUACCCAACAUCAGAGGUUUUUUCCAGGGAGUCUUCUCUUCUCAUGAGGUGGCCAAAGUAUUGGAGCCUCAGCUUCAGGAUCUGUCCUUCCAGUGAGCACUCAGGGCUGAGUACUCAUUAAACAUAGCAUUAAACAUAGCAGGACUUAAUGGCUGAGUAAAUUGGCUGAGGACUGCAUUGCAAGUUAUAGCAGAGCUUAUGCAUUAGAUAUGCUUCAGAGUGUCUUUUACUGAAUGAUGCAGUAAUGGGAGCAGUGGGGAGGAAAGAGACAAUCUAACCCCUUCCUUCCUAGAUGUUUAUCAGUUCAAAAUCACCCCGAGGGGUUUUAAAUUUCAAGAGGGUUUUAGUAAUUAAAUUAUGUAGUGAGCAACCAGUUUAACAAUUCCUCACUUCUGCUCUUCCUUUCCCCCCUCCCAUGUAUGCAUACACCCCCAGCACAAUCCAGAACUAUCUGGUGUGGCGCCUGGUACUUGACAGAGUCAGUGGUUUGAGCCGGCGUUUCAAGGAGGCCAGGGCAAACUACCGAAAGGUAACACUCUCCCACUUUUUACUCACAGGUUUUACUCAUAUCAUUUUGGGCGGAGCCAUUUACUAGUGUUAUAGGUACUUUUCACUUUCUUUGGGAGGGGGGAAUUUCUAGGUGUAUGUUGCAAUUGGAUUAUCAAGAUGGCCACCGACCUCUGAGGCAAGGCGAGGCAGCUGCUCUCACAGUUUUACUGUUUUAUUGCCCUAUUUUAUUAUUUUAUUGUUUACUUCCUUGUUAUUUCACUGGUAAGACUCUGAUGGGAUUUCUGCUGAGACACUAAAAAAAUAUGCAGAUUGGUGAGCAUCACCACUUGCUAACCUUUUCACUCUUAUAGACCAAAAUGGAAUUAUAACAAAAUCAUGGUUAACGUUUGUAAUUAUCCCAAUUUAUUUAUUUUUUUUAAAAAAGCUAUCCUGAGCAGCUGUGUAACUACCGCCCUAUUAGUCUCCUGUCCACUAUAAGCAGUGCUUUUUUCCUUAAAAAAAUGUUUAGGGAUACUCUCAAUUUGACUCAAGAAAAUCACCAUUUUUAUAGCUCAAAUCAGGAAAAAUAAAUAACAGUAAAUGGACAAAAGUACAAAGAUUCACAAAAUGCUUAGGGGUAUGCGUACCCCCGCGUCUCCCCCCACCCCAAAAAAACACUGACUAUAAGUAAACUCUACUCUAAACAUUUAGAGCACUAUCUAUUGGAUUGGAUUAAAAUGAAUAGAAUUACUGACCCUGAGCAGAUCAGAUUUACAAAACAGAAAUCAAAUGCCAGGGAUUGAACUGGGAACCAUCUGCUUGCAAAGCACAUGCUCUGCUACUGAGCUCCAGCCUCUUGGCUCUGUAUCUUGAUGUCUUACAUAUUUUCUACUGUGGCUUGUAUUUAUUUCACUUGUGUACAUUUAUUUACCUAAUAGCAUUGUUUUGAGAUAUGCUCAGAGCAUAGCUCUUCACAAUACUCGACAAUCAGCUGAUAGUUGGGUAUUACACAGCCCCAAUCCAAGCACUUGCUUUCAAACUAUGCAGGCAAAAAAUAAAAUAAAAAAUGGGUCAUCUGAUAUCAUUGCGAUGGCAGGUGGUUGAUGGGUAGAUGACCUGUCAAACUUGGCCUGUAGCAGGUGGAAGUGAUAAACAUUCUGGCUCCCCAGCCAGAUCUAAUUCUCCCCAUCACCACCACCCUGCAGGAGGGCAUUAAGAUAGUCUAAACCAGAGGUUGUCAACCUGGUUCCUACCGCCCACUAGUGGGUGUUUCGGGAUUCUAGGUGGGCAGUAGGGGGUUCUAUGGCACAAGCUGAAUCCUCCUUCCAUCAAGCACUGGUGGGCGGUAAGGAAAUUUUACCAUCAAGAAAGAUGCAUUAGUGCAGACAUAGGCAAACUCCGGCCCUCCAGAUGUUUGGGACUACAGUUCCCAUCAUCCCUAGCUAACAGGACCAGUGGUCAGGGAUGAUGGGAAUUGUAGUCCCAAACAUCUGGAGGGCCGGAGUUUGCCUAUGCCUGCAUUAGUGGGUGGUAGGUAUAAAAAGGUAGACUACCCCUGGUCUAGACUGUGGACAACCUUAGAACAAAGAACAAGGAGCUUGUGCUGGGCAGAUAAGGAGUUUGGAAGCCAGCUGAAGGGAUGUUGGGAGCAGGCAUGAUGUGGUCUGGAUGAUGAGAGAAGUGUUGGGACUUCUUUUCUCCAAGGCACUUUAUGGCAUGAUGCUAGAAGAAGCUCGAUGGCGGGAAUGUGUGAGCUACGUCAACACCAACAUGGAGAAUGCAGUAGGAGCUCUGUAUGUUAGAGAGACUUUUGCUGGCAAGAGCAAAAGUAUGGUAUGUUGUUGUCUCAUGAUUUUCUUAUUUUUCCAUGUUCCUACACCCCUCACCGUCCCAGCCACUGUGAAACUGGAAGUGAAAAUGACUGACCUUAUCAUAGUCAUAUGAAAGUGUGAAUUUCAGUGAUCUCCAAACAAGCCCAUGGUUCUUUCUUUUGAUCAUGCAGCAAUAUAGGAGGGAACUGACACAGAUACAUUUCUGCUAGCAAAGAAACAACCUUAAUGUGCCUAGCUUAGCCCACACCAACGGCACUGACUUGGGCCCCAUACUGUAGGUGCCCAGCGUGCCCCAACCACACCAUAAUAUCAUGACACACACGCCGUGACAUCACGACACACGCUGUAGUGUCAUGAUGUCAUAGGGCAGCGGUUCUCAACUUGUGGGUCCCCAGAUGUUGUUGGACUACAACUCCCAUCAUCCAUAGCUAGCAAGGCCAGAGCUCAGGGAUGAUGGGAGUUGUAGUCCAAUCACAUCUGGGGACCCACAGGUUGAGAACCGCUAUCAUAGGGUGCAGCGCAAGCCCCAGUGGCACAGCAACAAUUGCACCCUUCCCGUCCAAAUGUCACAUUUUCUCUCUCCCCCAACUCUGUGUUCUCUUCCACCUCCCCAAAUCCAUGCUCUCUCUUCCCUCCUGCCAGAUAUCUGCACUCUUUGCACACCUGCCCCCACAUUUUGUAGAUGCACAGCCCCUAUAUGGGUAAUUUUGUGGGAGCUCAGGCACCCAGAGCCCUGGGGAGAUGGGGCCUAUGGCCCAGACCUGAUGGAGCUUCACUUGGAGCUCUACAUUCUGUUAUUGGAAACGGCAUGAGAAUUAUACCUCCCCCCAUCUAUUUUUGCCUCAGGUCCGAGACCUCAUUGAGAAAAUUCGUGAAGUGUUUAUCGAGACACUGGAUGAAUUGCAGUGGAUGGAUGAAGCAUCGAAAGGGAAAGCUCGGGAGAAGGUCAGAAGAAAUGUGUGUCUAAGAAUAGUUUUCAGUAAUGAAAUUUCACAUGAUUGGGGUUUUUUUCCAUAUUUUAAAAAAUAGCAAAUAUAUCAGACGUUCAUAUAUCUUAUGAAGACCAUUUCUCUGUCUGUCUCAAAUAUGAAGCAAUGGAGAAUUUCCAUGCAAGAUGCAGAAUAGGGGUGAGCAAGCCUAGGACAGGGGGAUGAAUGUGGCCCUCCAUACACCUCUAUCUGGCCCCCCAAACUCUCCACAGAUAGCAUUCCCUCCCCAACCACACACCCCUCACCAUCGCUUAUUGCAUCCUCCUUGAGUGCUUUUGCCUUGCUGGGAUACGUCCUUGAACUCUGAUGAUGCUUUUACAGAGGAAAGAGUGGUGUGAGUCCACUUAGAAACUAGCCUACAGCACAAAGGGGGUAAAUUGUAUGUGUUGCUCUGCUCACUUUGCCUCUGGCCCUGCCCACCACUGACAUGUUGUGUCCAAAGGGUUCCCCACAAGGUCAUGUGCCCCUCUGGUUGAAAAAGAGGGGAAAGCAGGUAUACAGUAAGUUGCAUUUCAGCUCUGCAAAAAUCAGAGGUUUCUAUACAUGUUUGUUCCAGAGGAUUAUCUCAGUUCAAAGACAGGCAAAAGCACUUGAGAAGGAUGGCGAACAGGACCAGUGCGAAGCCUGUCCUGAACACGGGGAAUGGUCAAGGGUGAUGUCCAAGGGCCAGAUGGAGAGGCCUGGAGGGCCAGAUUUGGACCCCCAGUCCUGAGGUUAUCCCCCACCCCCAGUUUGCACCUUCAUUGAGAAAUAAAUAUUGGUGUGCUUUGGAUCUUCUGAAGUAUUGUAAACUGCCUCGCCCAUGGCAAACAGUAGUGUAAAAUAAAUAUUGUGGUGUUUUUAAAAAAUAAAUGAAUGUGAAAGGUUGGAAAAAUUGUAUACAGACACUGUAAAAUAAAAUAAACAAACCCAGUAGAUGGAUAUGAUACUGCCUGGACCUGGAGAAAGGCAGGAAGUGAGGGUUUGGUUUCUGCUGUCUUCUUCUAGGUGACUGCAAUUAAAGAGCAGAUAGGUUACCCGGACUACAUUCUCGAAGGUCAGAAUGAAAAGCUAGAUCGGGAAUACACAAAUGUAAGUGUGAAGGCGAUACCUGGACAUUUCCAUUAAGGACAGUUUUGGGAUUGUAGCCAAUUGGUGGUCCUACUCAGAGUAGACCAAAUGACUUUAAGGGAUAUGACUAACUUGGGUUUAUUAAUUUCGUUGGGUCUGCCCUAAGUAGAACUUAGAAUCAUUGAAUUGUAGCGUUGUAAUUGACCACAAGUCAUCUAGUCCAACCCCAUGCAAUGCAGCAACCUUUUGCCCAACAUGGGAUUUGAAGCCACAACACUGAGAUUAAAAGUCUCAUGCUCUACUGGCUGAGCUAUCCCUUCUUCAUUGGAUGUAACAUUUUGUCUAUAAUUACUGGUAAAGGUAAAGGUAAAGGGACCCCUGACCAUUAGGUCCAGUCGUGGCUGACUCUGGGGUUGCGGUGUUCAUCUCUCUUUAUUGGCCGAGGAAGCCAGCGUACAGCUUCCGGGUCAUGUGGCCAGCAUGACUAAGCCACUUCUGGCAAACCAGAGCAGCGCACAGAAAUGCCAUUUACCUUCCCGCUGCAGCGGUAUCUAUUUAUCUACUUGCACUUCAUGAUUUUGAACUGCUAGGUUGGCAGGAGCAGGGACCGAGCAAUGGGAGCUGACCCUGUCACGGAAAUUCGAACCGCCAACCUUCUGGUUGGCAUGUCCUAGGCUCUGUGGUUUAACCCACAGCGCCACCCACGAUAAUUACUGGUAGACAUGCUUUAUAAGACAAUUAUUUUUACACAAUCAUACUCCCUUUGGUUUUUCUAUGUAACUGGGCAUUGGUGUCUACUUGGUAAUAGGGGCAACAACUCAGCAAAAGGACCUUCAAAUGCUUGAAGACAAAUGCUUGUAUUAUUAUUAAUUUUUACAGCUGAACUUCAGUGAGCAUGAGUACUUUCAAAACAUCCUGCAAAACCUCCAACAUGGAGCUCAGAAAAGCCUGAGGAAGCUCCGGGAGAAGGUUGACCAAGACCUGUGUGUAUCUCUAUGGAUUGCAUAAUGUCUUGCAACAGGACAGGGGAAGCACUUUCAGCCUAGGGGUGAAACAAUCCAGGGGCAAUAAUCCAGGGGCCGCGUGCUAGCGGGUUAAUGGGGAAAGAAGCAAAAGUGGGCAGAACAACAAAUGUAAAUUCUACUUUCGUAGAGUAGGUUGGGUUCUGUACACUCUCUGUCCUGCCUUCAGCCAGGCAAGAAACAUUUUCAGAGACCCAGGGCACAUUCCAGCCAGACAAAAACAUUCAAAAGAGGGUGAAGUUCAGGGAGAGUAGAGGGGGGACCCCCAUGGGUCAGACAGAAAGGCCUUGAGGGCCACAUUUAUUCAUUUUGCCAAGAUAAUAUGGGUAUUCAGGGAGCAGAAGGCAUCUUUAGGGGACAAAAUGGGCUCAGCAGCUCUUAAACCUCCAGUGCCUGCUGAUUAUUCCCUACAAACCAGACUUUGGGGCAGAGAUCCAGGGCCUCACUCAGCAGAAUGAACCCCAAAAUGAGUGAAGCAAUUCACAUUUCCAUCAAACGAGAGGGUGUGUGUAAGAUCAUGAAGUCCAAAAUCUGAAACUAGGCCACAGAGCAUCAACUUUGUGAUCAGAAGGUCCAAGGUUCCAUUCUUACCAUCCCCAGGCAGGGAUGGGAAAGACUCCCUGUCUAAAACUCUGGAGAGCUACUGCCAGUCAUUGUAGACAAUACUGAGUUAGAUAGACCAGUGGUCUAACUCAGUAUGAGAUUUUCCUAUGAACCUAACUGCACCUCUGCUAUGGAGUGGGACAUGAUUUGCUUAACAUGGAGGGGAAUCAGAGGGUGGUAGGCCCCCUCAAACUUUUUGCCCCAAAUCCAAACAUUGUUUCAGAAUCUUAAUGAAAAUGAAAUGAUGGGGGAAGCUUGCAGAUAAGAAAUAUUAAAGAAUUCCCUGCCCUCUAAUGCUUCUAUGACAUUUACCUAAUGAGGGUCAGCACAGAGUUCAGAAGCUCAACCUUCCAAUAAUAGGAUAUUUCUACUGCUUUAUGUUAGCAACUGUCCCAUUGUUGUGCUGGGCCCCCUCCUCUGUUUGUGUGGGUGUUUUCCUCCUUGCAUCAUGCUACACGAGUUAGCACUGAUCCUGACAACGGCUUUCAUCGCUGAUCUCUUUCAGGUGGUUAAUUGGUGCUGCUGUGGUCAAUGCCUUCUACUCCCCUAACCGGAACCAAAUUGGUAAGUCCCAAAAUAUUCCAACAGAUUUAGGUGGCAACCCUGAACAUACCUACUCAAAGUAAACCAGUGGGACUUACUCCGAGGUAAGUUAGCAGUGAAAAAUGCAUGUUUUAGUGACGAAUCAAAAGAAAAAAAAUGCAUUUCAAUAGCUUUGCAGGAUAUUAGGCAAAAUGGCAUGCAAAGAAGAAAUUCAGACUGAAAUGGUGCUGGAUUUUCCUGAAAACUUUUUUUGGGGUGGUGGUGGGGAACCCCACAAAUGUGCGUGGAAAUGUGGAGAACUGAACUUUCAAGUGGGACAAUAAGAAACUGAAAGUAAGAUUCACCCCUCCCUGGUGCACGCCUGUAGACCAUGUGAUACUCUUGGCAAUGGAACACACUUGCUGGGCAGGGAUAUGUGGAGCUAGGAAGGCCCUUAGGUAGCCAAGUUGCUCAGGGCUUUAAAUGCUGAAAGAAGAACCCUUAACUGCACCCAGUAGCAUGCCAGCAGCCAAUGUAGCUUCCACAGCAGAGGCUUAGCAUCCAGGAAAUCCAUGCAGUUCCUCAGUCACCCUCAAAAUCUAUCACACUGAAUGAUCUUCCAUUGCCAUCAUAAUUUCCCUUUUCAUCUAUUUUCUGUAGUAUUCCCAGCUGGGAUCCUGCAGCCUCCCUUUUUCAGCAAGCACCAGCCGCAAGCCCUCAACUUUGGAGGUAUUGGGAUGGUAAUCGGACAUGAAAUCACUCAUGGGUUUGAUGACAAUGGUAAGGCAAGUCAGCAGAGCAGCUUGAUCUGCCCCUUCCCUGGUAGCUCGCUGGGUUGGGAAGAAAGGACGGGGAGAAAGGGGGUUCAGAAACAGAGAGAGAAUUAGGUGUCAACAAAAGAGAGGGGAGAAAGUCGUAGGGAUGUUUGGAGAAAGAGAGAGGUGUUAGCAGUGCUAUUUUUGUAGGAAAAGAGGUGCCAGAGCUCAAAACGAACCCUUGUUGCGUAGCGAAUUUUCCCCCCAGUGGAAAUAAUGACACAUGACACAAUUAUUAAGGUUAAUGAGCUAAAUAAGGCCACAACUUUAUUGGUUACAGGUGAUGAGCGGUAUUGGCUUAGGCAUUGGUCCUAACCAACUAUAUCCAACUUCAGCUCGUCCACUUGAAGUCCAGGAAGGGUUAACCACCAGUAGGGAGAGUCCUGCUGAUGCACAUCAACUAGGAACUCCCCCAGGGUCACCGAUUGGGGGUGUGCCUUAGGCCCUCACCUCCAUAGGCUUCGGACAGGGCCACGUCCCUUGGAAUCCUUUUUCGGACUACCCUUCAAUAUACGGGCAGGUGAUGGCGUUACCUCCCCUCUUCCAUCUACAGUACCAAUACCAAUGCCUAACUGCCAAUACCAAGAAAGUUUUGGUGAUUUGUAGGCGAAAACCAAGUGGCUGGUGCCAAUUUGCUAAGUGGAAAAAUUCCUACAGGCCCCUCAACAGUGACCAACCGAGGUCCAUAGCAAGGUCAAAGAACAAAAACCUUAUAGGGCGGGAGGGUGGAAAAAGCAGGAACAGUUGGCAGGUGGCAAAGAGGGAGAUCCCCAGCCGUGUCCCAGUUUAAAUAGAGCAGGCCACACCCCCAGAGCCAGCCGAUUGGCUGGCCAGGAGGUGACACAGCCAGGAAUCCCCCCAAUCGUGCGGUGGGGCCGUGAAGCCCGCAACUCCACCUCCUCCGAAGGGCAGAAGUGGCUUUCUCUUAGAACAGCAAUGGCGCCCACCUGAGAGGUGCCAGAGCUGAGCUCUGGCUGCAAAAAAAAGCCCUGGGAGUUAGAAAGAGUGAGGGAGAAACAUGGGAGUGUUGGAGAACGAGAGAGAGAAAAAACAACAUGGUGGGUUGGAGAAAGAGAGAGAGAAAUAAAACCAUAGGGGUGUCAGAGAGAGGAGUGUCAUAGCAAGCCUAUCCAGUCAAAUAGCUUAGUUCUCUUUCUCAAGUCUGGCAGAUUUUGGUAUGUGUUUUGUUGGAGAUAUAUAUAUAUUUAUAUAUAUGAGAAGUGGAUUUUAGCUGUGUUUCAUAUAUAAUUUUAGAACUUAGAACUUUUUUUUGUAAGUGGUCUACAAAUACUGUGUUUCCACAUAAAUAAAAAGGAGGUGGCCCUGCCUACCAUCUGUGGCCUAGGGCCCCUGUGUUGUGAUGUGAGUCCCUACCAAGUUGCUCAUUUCUUUCUCCUCCUCCCCAAACAGGCAGGAAUUUCGACAAAGAGGGCAACAUGUUUGACUGGUGGAGCAACUUCUCUGCCACCCACUUCAAGGAGCAGUCGCGCUGCAUGAUCUACCAGUAUGGCAACUACACCUGGGAGCUGGCAGGGGGACAAAAUGUGAGUUGGGGCCAUGGAGGCACUGCCCCACCAACCUCAGUAUGCUCUCAAUCAGCCCCCACCUUCAUACCUUCUUACUUAUGAUGAGUCUAGGGGGUGCCCAUGCCUGUCACCUUCCUUCUUCUCAGUCUCAGUGUUGCCCUUGCAGAACUCAGCAGAGGAGGAGGAUGGGGGCAAAACUAGAAUUAGCUGGCCCUGCCUCUGGCGCCACCUGCUGGUGGGCUCCCUGCUUUCUGCCCUACCAGUUCCCAUGGGCAGCCACCAAAGGCUCCACUUCCUAGCCCAUCGUUCAUUAAGACCAGAUUGAUGAGUAUCUGGGAGAGGCCCUUUUUUGUGGGUGGUGCCACGUAUUGUGGAAUUCUCUCCACAGGGAAAUCCACUAAGUCAAGGGUUGCCCUUGGGGGGGGGCAGUGGGCACAUCUGAAAUUCUGAGUGCAUUGUCACCCGUCACAAAAUGGCUGCUAUGUAGUGCAAUGAUUUCAAAAGUUCAAAAUUAUUUCGAGCUAUAAUACAACCGUAUGUGGAACUGAAGAGCAUUUGUUGUCAUAGGUCAGUGGAAUCAACACACUGGGAGAAAACAUUGCCGAUAAUGGAGGCGUCCGUCAGGCCUACAAGGUGAUUUGAAACUGUUGUGUGUUUUCACUGAGAGGUUCUGCAAGAUUACUUAUUCACGGCUGGAAACUGGGGGUUGAAUUUUCUGCUUCUGGGUUGUAUAUUAUUAUAGAUGUUGAUGAUGAGAAUAGUGGGUGAGAUGCUCCUAAGACGUCCCAUCAGCAUAAUGAUUUCUGCAUGUGCAAUGGGGCUUUUGCUCCCUUCCCUUCACCCUUCACACACCCCACACCUCCCAAAAUUCACUUGGGGGGCAGGAGAAUGCCCAGAACAGCCCACAGGGAGGAAGAGAGCAGAUUGUUCUGCCUGACAAGCGGACAUGCUUGACCAGAUGAAACUUUGUCAGUGUGACAUUGGCUUCCACCCAAUGUACUGUAGCCAACUGAGUUUGCUCAGAGUAGAACCCUAGUAGUAGUAUUAAUAGUAUUUUAUUAAUCGCCUUCUACACCAAGAUUUCCCAGACUUGGGUCGCCAAGCUGUUUUUGGACUACAGUUCCCAUCAUCCCCAGCCACUGGUCCUGCUAGCUAGGGAUGAUGGAGGUUGUUCUACCUACACUAUUGUCUCAAGAUGACAUCCAAUAAAAACAGCCCAAAAAAAGCAUUUAAACAAAAGGGUGGGGGUGAGAGGAAGCCAAUUCAUGUCAAGCAAAACUAAAACAAUACACAAUACUCAUAGCAAAAGUCCAUUUAUCUCUCCGGGAAAACUUGUCGGGACAAAAAUGUCCUCACUUGUUUCUGGAAAGUGCAGAUAGUGGAUGCUAUUUUACAGAACUGAAAGCCCUGCUCUGAGUUACUAUGGAGUGGGCUUCUGAGAUCUUCAGAAUUUGUAGGAGAAACUCCACUGACAGCCCUACAACAGGUGGAUUUCGUAUUUAGCAAUUAGGGCAUCUUGAGGCGGCCAUCUGUUUUGUGAAAAUAACAGGGGUGGGAUAAGAGUUCAUUUUUACUAUUAGCCAGAGGUGGUGUAGUGGUAAGAGUAUCAGGUCCAGGGCCCAGAUGACCAGGGUUCAAAUCCCCACUCGGCCAUGAAGCUCUCUGAGUGACCUUGUGCCAGUCGCAGUAUCCAGCCUUACCUACCUCACAGGGUAGGUUGUUGUGAGGAUAAAAACAGGAGUGGGGUAGAGGCCCAUGUGCCUCACCAUAAGCUCCUUGGAAUAAUUUUGUUGUUUAGUUGUUUAGUUGUGUCCGACUCUUCGUGACCCCAUGGACCAGAGCAUGCCAAGCACUCCUGUCUUCCACUGCCUCCCACAGUUUGGUCAAAUUCAUGCUGGUACUUUAACACUGUCCAACCAUCUCGUCCUCUGUCGUCCCCUUCUCCUUGUGCCCUCCAUCUUUCCCAACAUCAGGGUCUCUUCCAGGGAGUCUUGUUUCCUCAUGAGGUGGCCAAAGUACUGGAGCCUCAGCUUCAGGAUCUGUCCUUCCAGGGAGCACUCAGGACUGAUUUCCUUCAGAAUGGAUAGGUUUGAUCUUCUUGCAGUCCAUGGGACUCUCAAGAGUCUCCUCGAGCACCAUAAUUCAAAAGCAUCAAUUAUUCGGUGAUCAGCCUUCUUUAUGGUCCAGCUCUCACUUCCAUACAUCACUACUGGGAAAACCAUAGCUUUAACCCUUGGAGUAAUAGCGGGAUAUAAAUGUAACAAGUGGAAUGGUGGAGGAUAUUGUGUUUUUCAAGCUACUCAUUUGGGUGUUUUAAUUAUUAUUAUUAUUAUUAUUAUUAUUACAGGCCUAUUUGAAAUGGGUGGCAAAAGAAGGACAGGAACCAAGAUUGCCUGGGCUUGAUCUAACCCACAACCAGCUCUUCUUCCUCAACUUUGCACAGGUGUUUUUGAUCACGGGAAAAGAGGAUAUUUAUUUGGGAGCAGGGAGAGGGCUUAUUUAAUGUAAUGUUAUGCAUUUGUCUGGCUUGUACGCUUUCUCCUUCUGAACCACAUCGGCUCCUUAAUGUGGGAGAGGUAUCGGUCAGAAGCUCAAAAAGUGAAUGAGAUUUAAUACCCUGAGGUUGGUGUGCCUGGCCCCUUCUUCCUGCAAGGAAUCCCUCCAAUACGCUGCGAGGGGUGGGAGCGAAAUCCACAGCAAAUAUGCCUUCCAAAAAAAUUGUGGCAUUUGAAGCCACUGUGCUCACCUCAUGUCUAUUUGCAUCAAUUAUCCUGCUGCUUUGCAGUCCCAGAGCUGUACUUGCACCCACAACAUGGGUUGUAAUAUUCAAUGUUCAGCUGACUCAAGCUUUGGGGUCAAUGCUGAUUUUGAAUGGUUUUAUCUGGGUAUUCUGAGGCUUUCUAGACUCAGUUACAAUCAAAUUCAUUGUCCAUCUCCCAGGUAUGGUGCGGUUCCUACAGGCCAGAAUACGCCAGCCAGUCUAUUAAGACUGAUGUCCACAGUCCACUGAAAUACAGGUAAAGCCCCCGUGAAGCCUUCUCCCACCUUCUGCUCACUCACAGACCGCCGCUGAUCCAGUGGACCAGUUCACUACCUUUGCAAUACUGCCAGCUUUCCAUUUCUCUGCACCUGUUCUCACCAACAGCUCUCUCUUUCCCUGCUUCGCCAGGAUUCUCAGCGGGGGAAAUGAACAAUUGGAAUGUUCAUAAGCAUUCCGUAGCAGCUCAGCAGCUGCACUAGUGUCAUUCCUCUGGAGCUGAGCACACUCAGCCAAAAAAGCAAGAAUGGUUGCCAAAACUAUAGUUUACUUUCUAUUGCAAGGUGUUGUUUUGCCAAGUUUAUUACAUCCAUUGAUUGUCAGAUUGCAGCCACAAAGUUACAAUUCCCAGAGUAGUUUAGCAAUUGAUCCCUCUUCCUGGGGAAUUCUGGGUGGGGAAUAGGGAUCUCCAAGCAACUCAGCACCCUUAGCAAACUGUAGCCCACAGGAUUAUUUGUGACCGUAGGAAGUGAGAAGAGUGUGCCUUCAAUGUCUAAUGUGGCUGACAUGACACAUUGUGAGGGGUGAUUGUGCUCAGGCACACGAGGGGGAGUUUAAGACUUCCUUCCCUAGAAGCAGUUUUAGUGAAAAUCCUCCCUCCCCAGGCAGCAAUUAGCGUCCUGAUAACGUUUGCCAAAGGGGACGCGGGUGGCGCUGUGGGUUAAACCACAGAGCCUAAGGCUUGCUGAUCAGAAGGUCAGCGGUUUGAAUCCCCGUGAUGGGGUGAGCUCUGGUUGCUCUGUUCCUGCUCCUGCCAACCUAGCAGUUCGAAAGCACCUCAAAGUGCAAGUAGAUAAGUCGGUACCACUCCGGCGGGAACGUAAACAGUGUUUCCGUGUGCUGCUCUGGUUCGCCAGAAGCGGCUUAGUCAUGCUGGCCACAUGACCCGGAAGCUGUACGCCGGCUCCCUCGGCCAAUAAAGCGAGAUGAGUGCCGCAACCCCAGAGUCUGUCACGACUGGACCUAAUGUUCAGGGGUCCCUUUACUUUUAAUGUUUGCCAAGGGGAGCAUUAUUACCUUCACCAAGGGGGGAGGGGGAUGAAUUCUGUCACUAUUGCGAUCCUUCACAUGUGUGCUCUGGCUUACAUGACAAUCGCCCCCAACCACUCUUUUAGAAAAACUCACCACAUAAUUAAUGGCAUGUGCAAUUAAAGCCAUAAGUGGCAGGUCAAUUAGUGGCAAAGCUGCCAUAAGGAAAGAUCACUUUCAGCCAUUCCAAGUUCUAUGCAUUUUGUAAAAGAAAAGGCCCUCCUGUGGUUCUCACCUAAUCCCACACAUUCCUUUCCAGUCCUCAGCUUCUCUCUCUCAUCUAUUCUUCCCUCCUAGGGUGAUGGGCUCCUUGCAAAACUUUGAAGCCUUUUCUGAAGUGUUUCACUGCAAGAAGGGCACCGCCAUGCACCCCGCUGAGAAAUGCAGGAUCUGGUAGCCAAAGGACUUGGCCUCUACAGUCAGACCUCCGUUGUCCGAAUUUGUUCGGGUUUCGCCAAUGACGUGCCUGGUGGUCUAUUUUGUCUCUUCCCCUUGCCUGCUCCAGUUCAAUCACAGCCACGGUUUACGGUGCAACUAUCGCAGCAAUGGUGGGUCAAGCUACAGUUGUGACUGCGGUGAUUCAAAGUGGACUAAGCACUAGUGUUUUGACAUGCCACCUGUGUUGCUUCAGGAAAGAAAAGAAAAAAAAGACUCUCUCAAGACAUUGACUGUUAUUAAGAUACAUCAGGGUUCAAAAGAUUAGCUACUUCAGAACAAAAGACAGUUCUAUUUUUCAGCAAGGAGUAUUACUUUUAAUAUGUCUUAUGCCUUUUGGAAGUUUGGCAAAGUAUCAUUGAGGCUCCCUCACCCCAUGCUGCUACUGUGUUCAUCUUUGUCCGAG
Podarcis lilfordi (Lilford's wall lizard) is the source of this 45160-nucleotide messenger RNA. The record is from the annotation of a GenBank genome assembly. NCBI's taxonomy places the organism in Eukaryota, Metazoa, Chordata, Lepidosauria, Squamata, Lacertidae.